This is a messenger RNA of Cinara cedri, 64447 nucleotides long. The record is from the annotation of a GenBank genome assembly. NCBI's taxonomy places the organism in Eukaryota, Metazoa, Arthropoda, Insecta, Hemiptera, Aphididae.
CACGCACGACUGUCGACCGCGUAUCGCUUGUGUCCGCCAGCCGUGUACGUGACGUGUGUGUGUGCGUGCGUGUGUGUGCGUGUGUGUGUGUGUCAUUUUCGACGUUUCGUCCAUUGCGGUGCCGUGCGCGACACGCGAAAACCGUCUCCGUGUACACCGGUGUCCUUUGCGUCGCGUUUGGAGCAAAGUGUCGUUGACGACGACAACGGUGGCCCCCACCAUGGAGGCUGCGGCUUACCCGGAUUUCCCGGAGUACGCGGGCUUUUCCAGCGGCGGCACCGGAAACGCCGAAACGCACGCCGACGACGAAGCCGUGACCGACGGCCUGACACCCGACGGCGACAAGUGCCGCCGUCCCCGGCGGUCGCGGACCGGCAUCUUGUCCCGUUUCCUGUCCGUCUUCGAGCCGUCCACGAACCGGCUGUCCAUGAAGAUAUUCGGCAGCGAGAAGGCCGUGCUCAAGGAACGGCUCAGGCAACGGUCCCUGGGCGUGUGGGUCAUUCAUCCGUGUUCCAAAUUCAGGUAUUUAUGUACCGUACCGACAUUGUUAUUACACUCGGCAUUAAAAUACGUCAGACCGGUCCCCCCGAUCUAUCAAUUCAUCCGCCCCGUGCGAUUUCAAACCACGGGCGUCUACAAUAAUUAUUGCCGGAAGUAUGCCGGAGCCGGCCACAUCGGGUUCGAAACUAGGCGCGGUGGUCCCGUAGAAUCAUUUGCUUGCCAAAUCUUUUCGAAUCGGCCAAACAGACUUUUUCAAUAUUAUUGUCGGCCAGAAAGAAUGUAAAAAAAAAAAAAAAACAAAAGAUUAAAAGACUGACAUGGUUCGCACGCGGGUGCAGCCACUGUUGUAGAUGGGAAGUUGGGAUGGUAGGAUAUAUAGGGUGAUAAUAAUUCGUACCUGUAAGCAACGAUAAACCGUUGGUUACGAAAAAACGAUUCCGAGCGGAGUUCAGUUGACAGCGAUGCUUUGUCAACAAUAUGUAUUAGGUGUAUAUUUUCUAUAUAUUUAUGUUUAGGUAUACAUAUUUAUUUAAUACCGUACCGAUUUUCCCGUUUUCUUCUACGUUUUUCCCGUGUUUUUUCCCGGUUUUUCUGGGAAAACUUUUGGGGAAAUCGAAAAAUGACCUCCCUAAAGUACGACCCCAAGAAAAUUUUCUUUCAAAAAUGGGUCUGCAUCGUGUAUAUCGGAAUAGGCUUUCUGGUGGAAAAGGUGUUUACGUAAAAAAAUCAAAAAUGAGUACCACCCCGGGAAAAUUCCUUUUUAGAAAGAGCGCUGUUCUUUCUGGUAGAAUUUUCGUCCGCAGUAAUACGAAAAAAAAAAAAGAAAUACAUUCAUCGCUGCGCUCAGAAUCUCCGUUUCGUCCGGGAAAAUUGUCGGGGUCGUGCGUUCGACAUACGAGCAAAGAGGGAGAAAAAUAGUGUACAGCAGGCGUGUAUCGUUAGGCGCGCAUUAGUGGCGUACGGCGGGCCGGCGCCGGGGGUUUCGUCGUUCCGUAACCGGUUGUCCGGGUGUUAUGUACACGCACGCGGACGGUUUGAAAGGACCGCCCGCGAUUCGUGUGUGUACUCGACGUGCGCGACGCACUCGCCCGAAGAAGAAUGUUCGAAGGAAAAGAACGUGAGAAAGAAGGAGGAAAAAAAAAAAACGAAACAAUCCGGGAGAGAACGUCAGCGCGCGGCGGAACGAACGGGGGUGCGCGUGUACGGGUCGGGGUUAUUUUCCGUGUAUCCGUCGCGUUUAUUAUCUUGCUACACAGUGUCUGCGCACGCCCGUCCGCCUGCGUCCCGGACGGACAAAUAACAAUACACGUGCCCGCGCUCCGCAUUAAACGGUGUAUUUAUCGUUACCGUGGACGGGAGAGAAAAUAUGAUGAAAGAAACGCCGCGUAAGAGAGCAGCGGGGUUGUGGGUGGGCGUAUGGUGUGGUCGGUCGCGGUGGGAGGGGGAGGGCGAGUACGGGGGUUUUCGGACGGGAGACGCGAUGUACAACAAUGUCGUCUCCGAUGGCGACAAUUCUCGCGUUUUCAAACACACGCGACCCCGCGAAGAAUCGUCGCGAUUUCGGAUUCUGAACGGGGCGACGAAUGUUACCGGUUUUUGUGCCGAUUAUUUAUUUACAUAUAUUUUUAUGCCGCGUGUCCGUGCGUACGAAAUUUCUCCGAGAAAUCUCGUUCCAAUCUAAACACGAUGAGCGACCGUUUUUUUUUUCUGCUCCAGUCGCGCGGUACACUUUAGAAGGCCAUCUUUUGAAAUUCCCGUUAAUAUUCGAGAUAAUGCGGAGAAAAAAAAACUGGUUCUUUAAGCCGAAAUAGAUUAAAAGAUUAAACAACAAGCGGACGUAUUCGUAUUUCGCACUGUGAGAAGUCGGCAAGGUAGAGGGGAAAUCCAAUGUUAAUUUGUGCGCGAAGAUUGACCUUUGCUAACGAAAAACGAUUCUGAGCGGAGCACGGUUACACAUGUUUUGAAAGUCCGCAAAUUUGAAAAUGAUACAUUUCGUACAUUUUCCAGUUUUUCACAUUUGUUAUAAAAACCCCUCGCUGUAAAACCAAUACAUUUCUCGCUCCGUUCAGAAUCUAAAAUAAGGUUGUCAUUGGCAAUUGUUAUUAUAUAUUUUUUUGUUUUAUUUUACAGUUUUUAUCAUUUGGAUCUUUUUUAAACAAUCGUUUUGUUAUGAAAAUGCAUAUUGUUGAAGAAACCAAUACUAUUGAUCGAGUUCUGCUCAGAAUCGUUUUUUGUUAGCAAUGAUUAAUCGUUGUGCACAAGUAUAAAUUAAAUUCUCUUCUAUAUUCUAUACCUUCUCAAUUUUUCACCUACAACAGUGGCCCACCCGUGAUGCGAAGUGUGUCUGUCCGUUUUUUAAUAUUGAAUUAAAGAUUUUAAUUUCAAAUCCCAUCGGACGUGUUUAGGAAAAUCUCGAGAUAUUUGUAAAACAACACUUUCGAGUACCUUUACACAUAUUUUUAACGCGAUGCCCGUGGCGAUUGUAAUUCCCUUUUGCUAUUUUAUUUUUUUUUUAAGCGAUUGAAAGUGAAAAAAAUUCAAUAAAAGAAAUUCAAUUUCACCCUCGCUUCUAUAUCACAGUUAACCCGUUGUCAUACUCUCUUGCCCGUGAACAUAAUUACAACCGUUUUGUUUUAGAUUCUGAGCACAGCGAAGAACGUAUUGGUUUUACUAUGGUGUGUGUUUUUAUUUUAAUUUCUACCAGUAGAGAUGGUCCAAUCAAAAAAAUGGUAGGAGAUUUAGAAAUGUAUGGAUUUUUGAUUUCUACCGGAAAUUUCGCUCCGAAUUUCAUCGUACAGAGGUAUUUAUUCUGAAAGAAAAUUGUUGGUUUUUCUUGAUUUUCCGAGUAGUUUCCUUAACAAUCGGACAAAACCGGGAUAAAUCGAUUACAAUUACAUACGCAGUGUAAAGGAAAAAUGUUGAUGCAUUACAAAAAAAAAAAAAUAACACCCGGAUUUAAUAUUUUUGAUUAGAUAUAAUUUUAAUUUUUCAAUAUUAUUACCGCUUAUUAUCGUUUCGGACAUUUUAAAGAACAUUGCGGUUUAUUAAUCACAAGAGAGUAGGGAAAAAAGCGAAACGUCGAUAUAUACAAUAAUUGCAUUAUCAUAACGCCGUAUCCGUAUUCUCAGGUCCGCUCGGUGCGUGUCUGCAUGCACACCCUAGUAAAUCUAUACGUUUCAACAUCAUAUCGUACGACAAACUAUCGAAUUGAAACACCGAAAUGCUUUUAAAAAUAUUUGAAUAAUUGUAUACCGUCUGUGUAUAUCUACUCGGUGUGAGUACUAUUAGUAGUACCCGUCGCGCCGAUUAAAGUAAUUGCUGUUAUUAUUCUAAAAUAUGAUGCGCCUACGGUAUAAUAGUCUUGGAUAAAAAAAUGUUUGAAAUAAUAAAACAAACCGCACCUCUAUGUAUAGCUACCGAAUGAUAAUAUUAGGAGUUUUAGUUUUAUUCGACUCGACCGGCGUACAAACGGGAUAAUACGCGAUAGGUAAUAAUAAUGUAUCACACGGAAUGCUACUAAUUAAUAUUACUGUAGAGCACGGAUUUAUACGCACCUAAAAUUCACAAAAAAAACGUUUAAAAACGUCAAAAAAGCUGUAAAAAAAAAAAAAACACUUAAAAAGGACGGAAAUAUUUCGCACGUGGGUACAGCCACUGUUGUAGGUGGAAAGUUAAGAAGAUAGGAUACAGACGGGAAUUGAAUGUAUAUCUGUAAGCGACGAUAAACCGUUGAUAACGAAAAGACGAUUCUGAGCGGUGUUCAGUUGAUAGUGUUGCUUUGUCAACAAUACAAUAUAUGGUAUAUAUCAUAUUAUGGUAAAAUGAUUACAACAAUGUGCGUUUCCAUGAAAACAAUGAUUGUUUAAAAAAAGAUUAAAAUAAUGAAAACUUAAUAAUAACAAAAAAUAAAUGUUUUUAUUUAUUUAUUUUGUAUAUUUAUAUUUUGUAUAUUUAAAAAAUAAAUAAAAACGGUUGUCAAUGAAAACCUUAUUUUUAAUCUUUCAAUCUUGUUUAACCUAAAAACCGAGGCUUUCUUCAUAAUGUCGAAUAUUAAUGAGAAUUUCAAAAAAAUAACCUCUUUAAAGUACCACCCAGAGAAUAUUUCUUUUUAAAAAAGGAUACUUGAUAAUCGGAGUAUGCUUUCAGGUAGAAAAAGUGUUCACAUAAAAAAUAAAAAAAAUAAACAUCAUUGUAAAACCAAUACAAUCCUCGCUCCUCUCAGAAUCUAAAAAUAUUUAAAAGAGCAAUAAAAAGGUUGAGCAGUUUGAAAGUUUCCCUUUCUAUUGUUUCUAACUUAUUAGAAAUAAUUAUUGAACACUAAUAAAAUGUUUAUUUCAAAGUAAUUUUUUUCAAAUAAAUUUGUACGUGUUAUAAAAAAAUGUUAUGCUUUGUGUUUUGUCAGUAUGAGAAAAAUGUAUUUAAUGGGUUGAGUGAGAAUUGUCUGUCAGAGUGGGGACUUAAAAACUCAUCCAUACCACUUUUGCUUUUUUGACGAUUUUAGCGCUUUUUUACGGAUUUUAAGUGCAUAUAAAUCCAUGUCCUAAUUAUUAGAUGUACAAUUUUACAGUAGGCGAAGGAAGAGUAACAGUAUAACGCAAGUACUCGUGUGUCCAGGGGAAAGACAAGAAAAAAAAAAAAAUACCAAACAACUCUUCUUCUCGGUUUCGUUUAAACCGGUCGUGCAGUUAAUCAGAUGCGUUUGGAAAAAAUAAAUAGUACUUACCUUAACGAAUUAUAAAUAUCCGUAUUACUCAUAUACACACCCGUUUUUGUUAUGCCCCGCGGACAGGAUCGGCUUGGGAAAUAUCGGCGCAGUCGAUUUCGCGGGGCCACGAUUCGCCGAUAUUACUUUUAUUUCUUCCAAUACCGAUGAUGUAUGCAAAUCUUAACAGAGUUCUUCUGGUGCGUCCGUUACUUUUAAUUCAUAUUUUUCUAAAUAAUUAUGCGAAAUUAUCAUUUAUGAAUUUAUUAUCAGUUAAAAAUAAACGACGUGACGUAAAAACAGCGGGCUCUGUACGAGUGCACAGCUUACACAGUUGCACCGGCCUUGUCUGCAGAAAUGCAUAAUAUUAUGUUAAUGUGAUUGUAAAUUGUGAACGUAUUGAAUACAGAAUUUAUACGUAGAUACUUACCUACAAGGGCCCAGGGCAUUAACGCGUUAAAAAGUUAAAAGUUAAGUGAAUUCUAACUUUCAGCUUGUUAACCUUUGGUAGCUUUAGGCCACUAAGAUUUUUACAAAAAAUAAUAAUUACGUUCGCGUUAUUUUCAUGAAUAACGAGUUGAUUUCGUAUUACACGUCGUCAAAUAUUAUUUUCUUUUAAUAGUGCGUUAAAAAAAUUGUAAUUUACCUACACUAUAACAAUAUGUAAAUACCGUAUCGUAAAAUUAUAAUAAGUUUUCGUGCCGUUUUCUUUUGAUAGGAAGGACCGUAAAGUGUUCAUACUCCACAACACUAGGCACACGGCCUUUAGAUAUUAUUAUUGUACAUUUAUGUUUUCAACAAAUCACAGUUUGAAUAUGAAUACGAAUUCAAAUUAACUUAUAUCAACGAUUUACUUUCAACGCGUUAACUGUUUUACCGAUUAAACUUAAUCGAGUUAAUAUUAUUCAUUAACUUAGCCUGCCUCGGUUAUAUCUUUCUUCGUAUAAAUAACUACCUUUUUUCUCACGUCGUCCGUCACUUUACGCUUCGUAUUUUUCAAGCGUCUUACGUCGUUUUUUUUUUUUGUUUUAAUCCGUCGUAUAUAUUAUACACUUUCAAAUCGUCUUUUCUGUUUGUAUUAAUAAUAAUAAUAAUUCUCAACGUAUAACCUUUUUAUCCGUAAUAUAUUAUGGUUUAUAACUUUUGAUUACCAUUAUUAUCAUCAUUAUCGUUAUAUACCGCACUGCACACGCACACAGAGACAUACACACACACACACACACACGUAUUCAUAUAAACGUUGGUAAAACGAUCGCACGGGCCGUCGCGCUACCGAUGAAAAGAAUAUAUUAUUUUUAUGCAUGUAUAAGUAUAAUAUAGGUAUAUAUACACCGUGUCUUGUAUCGUGUUUAGUUUUUUUUUUUAUAAUACGAUCGAGAAAAAAUAUUACUCUUGGUUUUUUUUCGGUUUUUUACUCGGGGCUUUAUGAAGAUUUAUGAGAAUUUUUUCUUUUCGCCUCUUUUUUCGUGUCUCUCCCCUUCCAUUCUGUGUAUUGUAUAUGAGUCAGACCGGUUCCUUUAGCGCGUCCAUCUCCCACAAUAUGCUCACAAACACGACUAGGUAUAUGCAAUAUUAUUAUUAUCGUAUCGGCCUCCGCGUAUUUCAUCAAUCCCAUUGUGUGCGUGUUAUUAUUAUAAAGUUUAAAUUUAUUCGACUGUUGCUAACGCACUAACCGUUGCGUCUACAAAGACGACGAGUAAAUGCGUAUUGAGCUACACCCUGUAUCGACUGUGCACAGGGGUCCAUCAAAUUUCACGUUACAGUUAAAUUUCCCAUGACGUAAUUUUUCUUAAUAAUAGAGAAACCUCCGAAGAAAACAACAACGUGUAAACGGUUUCUGUUAAAUUGAUUUCGACACCACUAUUCUCCCUAGACUCAAACUUAAAAGUAGAAUAUAUCGUUACCGGAUUGAUGGAAAUCAAAAAUGUCUACAUCAACAUUUAUUUUAACUAAUACUCCAUCUAUGUAUUGAAUUUUUGAUGUAAGUUGCCAUUUAAAAAUCAAAAGCAGGUAGUGGUUUUAUUCCCAAAAAUAAGGGUGGCAAAAAAAGAACAUAAAUAUAAAAUUGUAGAGCUGCUUGUUCCUUAAAUGCUCUACAAAACAAAUUCCGAAAACAGUUAAUACUUAGUAAUAUAAGUGUUUACGACAUAUUAAUCACUCUGUAUUGUGUCUGUUAUUAUAACAUGCGAUCAGGUCCAGAUUGAACCAGCGAGCUACCGAAAAAAUCUUGGUGGGCCGCGCAAAAUUAUACCCGUUUUUAAUUAAAUGUAUGGCUAUUUUAUCUGUUUUGUAAAAUUAUGUUUAAUUUAUAAAAUCCUAAAACUCAGUGGGUCGAUAUAUUUUCUACACGGCGCUUCACUCCAGUAUACAUAAAAUUAAUCUAUUUUCCGGUACUUUUGGACACUUCGAUAACAUAUUUUGAUCGAAUUUAAAUAUGAAUCCCACCAUGCUGUUGCGGGAAUAGGGUGUUUUUUAGUAUUACGCUCCCCUUAAAGACCCCUCUUCCUAAAUAAUGUCAGGGAGAUAAAACCGUUUAUAUGCAUGGCGUAAGUAUUAAUGACGUGCCUUUUAGAGAUUUGAAAUUUAAACUAUUACCCCAACCAUUUUUAUGUUCAAAUUUCAUGUUUUGACAGGAAAUAUCGGGUUUAAAAUAUCUCUACACUCUCAUUCAAGUGACGAGAUUAAAAGCUGUAUAAGAAAAUAUAAAUAGCAUCGUUGUCAAGGAUGUGCUUUUAGAAGGUUUCAACUUCCAAUUCCCGCCACCACCGUCCGUUAGCAAAAAUCUCGAGUAGUUACUAUUUUACCUGUUUUGAUGUAACAUUUGAUUUCUUAUCGGUAAUGAGAUACUUUUCAUACCUAGAAUAAGGGGGGGGGGUUAGUAAACUGAUAUAAGUUAAGGGAGGGGGUGGUGGGUGUCAAUGUAUUUAAAAAACCAAAAAUAAUUGUGUAAAAUGUACAUUAAAAUGGGUAUUUCAAUUUUGUUUCAAUUAGCUUACAUUCUUCGACUGCCCGAGUACUCAAUGAAUUUAAUCCCUCCUAGGUAGAAAAUAAGCCGGUCGGAUUAUGUAUGCGACUAUAUCGAGUUUACAGUACAAAAUUUAAAUUAUAUCAUCGAUUAUAUCGUUCAUUUUUUAACUAUGUAUAUAAUAUGGUAUUUUUAAGACUUUAUAACUACAAUAUUACACUCUAAUUAUUAUAUGAAGCAUAUAAUAAUAAUAAUAAUAAUAACAUUAAUAACAUUAAUAACAUAAGAACACUGUUUUUUUUAUACCACACAGCUUUUUCCAGUGAGUAAAUUUCGUAUAUAUUUACUUAUGUACGGGGUGAUUUUUUUUUUCAUCUCGUUCAAACGAUUUUAUCGAAGGAUUUUUCGCAAGUUAAUCUUUUUAUUUUUUAUUAAUCUUUAUGGAAUUGUUAAAGAUUUAAUUUAACUCUAUUUUUAAAUUGAUACCUCUAGACUCCUAAUAUCUUAAAUGAAUAUCUAUUUUUAAUUUUCAAAUGGCAACUUCCUUAUUCAACAUGGGGUUCGAAAAAUAAUAAUAUAUUUAUAUAUAUAUUUUUAAAAUUUUUAUGUGCAUAACACUAAAAUCGGAUAUACCUACCGGCUCUGCGUUAAAAUUGUUUAAAAUGUAGGCUACAGGAGUAGGUAUUAUCGUCUACAAAUGUAUAUGAAAUGUAUUGUAUGUAUCCUUCCGCUACUGCUUUCCGGUCUUAAUGUUAUACUGUUAUAAUUUAUAAUUUAUAAACGGUUAAUCCAAUAUUUGUCAAAUACAUAUCAUGGUUUUCAGAAAAAAAAAAAUAAUCUCUUUUUGAAUCUAAUAUUGCUAGAAGUAUUUGAAAAAUUAAAAAUUGAUAUUUGUGAAUGGUGUACGGAUAUUAUAUUGAAAAUGUAGUAAAUCAUAUCAUUAAUCGAUUCUAUAACAACUGAUAAAACCAAUACUAAAAUCAAGGUAGUUGCUGGAUCAUGAUAAAAAUAAAAAAUCACCCUGUAUAUUUUCUGUGCAUUCAUUUAUUUUAUAAUCAUGAAUAGAGCACCUAUAAUAUAAUAUUUACCUUGGCUUUUUAUCGUUAGCUAUUAUUGCUAUUAAGUGUACCUACACAUAUGGGUACUGGGUUGUAGUCAUAACUAUACCAUAAUAUGCGUGCGUUAUAUGAAUUCUUUAUACUAGUUAAGCUGUAUAUUUUUAAUUAUAUACGGAAGAUAAUAUUUUAAUUAAAUAAAUCUUAUUAUUUUACCGGUGUUCUACUCAGAAUCUUAAUGAAAUAAUUAAAAAUAUCAUUAUUGUUUCACUCGUAUAUUAAUAUAUAUUCAUUAAUAUAUAGGUAUAUUCAGGGGCGGAUUGGUCCGUCUGGAAAUGGGAAUUUUCCAGAUGGACUGGACCAUAUUAUGGCCUGGUAGCCCGACCAUUUUUUAUUGGUAACAUAAUUCUUAAGUAAAUUUUUUUUUUUGUUUUAUUUCGAUAGACUGUUUAAAUAUUAUGCCAUUAUUAAUGUACCUAUAAUUUUGAAUACAAUGUAUGAGUAAGCAUUGAAUACAAAAUUUCAAAAUAUUAAAAAACAAAAACAUUGAUAUGCGUUGAUUGGCUAGAAAUAGAAAAAUAAAAGGUUUGCAAUCAAUGAUAAACCGAUUGAAGAAUCGGAAAAAAAAAUUGACUGGGUAAUAGGUAUUGAAAUUUACAAAAGUAAUAAAUAGGUACUAAUAUUAAAAAGAAAUGUACAAUAUCAAGAUUAAGAGUGUUAAAAAUUAAAAUACUAACGAUAUAUUGAUCGACUUACCUAUCUUUUUUAUCCCCAUCAUAAUUAAUUUUAUUUAAAAGAGGACUAUAUCAACUAAUUCUUUUGUACAAUUAACUCAAAACGGAGUAAUUUAUAAGAUAUAAGUUAGUAUUAUAAGAUAAUAAUGUGUUGACAUUAUUUUUUCGGUUUUCUCACAUUAUUAAGAAAAGUAAGAUAGAUAAAAAAAAAAUGACCUUUCUUUUGCACUAACAAGACAAAAUUGUCUACUUGAAUCUAAUCUUGAAGUUGAUACAAAGUGAAAUCUAUUUUACAGAAAUGUAUGACAUAGGUAUUAUCGUAACAAAAUUAAUUCGCAGCACUCAGUGUUUAAAAUUUAUUAAGUAAACCAUUUACUGUGAUAUUCACGUUGAUUUUUUUCCUAAGAUUUGGAAUCGCAACUAAAAUUAAAUUAUCUAGUUCACCAAAAUAGAAUUUGAAAUUAUUUUUAACUAUGUAUUUAAAGCUAAAUGUAUUAAUGCAAUUAUUUAACCAAACUUUUUUUUUUAUACACAUAAUACAUUAUUAUUGAAAAUGUAGUUCUGUGAGUUCAAAUUAAAAUACUGAAAUCAAGCGUAAUGAGAUAAUGUCAUUUGGUACGUUGCCUGGGAUACCUUUCGAUCUCCCGGCCUGAAUUUUAUUCUCACUUCGCCCCUGGGAAUGUUAUAAAUACUAGAAAGCGCAGCAAUAAUAUUAUAAUAUUCCUAUAUUUUAAUUUAAAAUUUAUCUAGAUAAAAUGUAUUAAACUUUAAAGUAUUCUUUAAUACUUGUACUAUAAUAUGUUCGACGUAAAAUCACCUGAUGUAGAAUUUGAUAAAAAGUAUAAGUUUAAAGUAGAUCCAAGUUUACCUUUUCGUUAUUAGUAAGUAGUAUUAAAAUAGUACGCAAAUAGUACAUAUCAUUGCUUAGAUACAUGCCGGUAUAUUUUUCCGUUAUUAGGUUAGGAUAGAUUGGCUAUUUUUAUUGAUUUUAGUCUUUAAUUUCCAACAUUUUAUAUGAAACUGUACGUAUUUUAAAAUUCGAUUCAAAAUAGUGGACUAAUCAAUCUAUAUGUAACAUGUACACUUCUCGAAUUCAUAUACUGAAUAUACAUUUGUUUUUAGAACCCUUACCGCUUACUACUACGAUCUGACCAAUUGAAGUGAAAGCUUCAGUUCGGAGUAACAGUCACUGAAGCAUUAUAAAUAAAUAUAUCAGGGCAAUAGGUAUUUUUUUAAAAAAAAUGAUUAGUGGAUAUUAUUUUUGUGUAACCUAUGAUUUAUCACGAAUGACAAAGUAAAUAUGUAAGUUAAGUUAGAAAAUUGUAUUGGAUUUAAAAUAAUGUAAAAUUGCAAAUUUCAACAUGGAUUGUUUAUUCUCGCUAGAAAUCGGAAUUUAAUGAACCCAUUUUAUGAACCUAAAAAAUACUUCCACGUUCCGACCGACGUUCAUGAAAUGGAUGUCCAUUUCAUGCAAAGUUUGAUUUACCUUAUAUGUAGAUACAACAUAAUAUUUAUACAUUUUGUAAGCAUAUUAAACAAAAUAGGUUUUAGUAUGACGUUGUUUUAAACAAAAUUCCAGUUUUCUUUCAAUUAUUGACACUUUUAUACAACGAGAAAUGUCAGUGCAAUGUUUGUAGUUUAAUUUUGCAUUUUAUAAGUUUUGUCUUGAUAAUAAAAUUGUUAAAUAAUCGAAUUUCAUCGCGUGAAUACACGUAAUCAAAUGAACUUAGCAAUUACGUAUAAUAUAUAAUCAUUAAGAAAUUCAAAUUAUGAACUAAUUAUAUUCUUACUACCUACCUACAUAUAAUUUAAUGUGUGGAUAUAAUUAUCGACUCUAAAGUUUAAUACCUAUCCUAUAAAUAUGCGUUUAUGUGGCUCAGUAAUACCAAUCAAUUAAUAAGUAUCUACAAUAAUAUGUAUUAUAUGUGUGUGAUGCUCAUUAAUAUUGUACAAUUUUAUUAGUAAUUAUUAUAUAUAAUUGCAUAUAUUUAAUAAUAGGCAUCUAUUAUUAUUUACAAAUUGGCUUCGUACUUAAAUUAUAAUAUAUCUUCAAAAUAAUUAACAUUUAAUGUUUAAUUACUUCGUUUAAUAUACUAUAAAUACGUUUUACAAUAUGUUGUUUUUAUAAUUUUAUUUUCAUUUUUAUAUUUUCGAAUUUCGGGUUUAUAAUAAUAGUAUUUUAUUUGAAAAUAAAUUUGAAUUCUUAAACUCGUUUAUUUGUUUAAACGAAUAAAUGACGAUGGGAAAAGUAUUAGUCAGUAAGUUAACUAGCGAAAGACCAAAUAUUUGUAAUAAUUGUAUUUCGAAGAAUGUACACUGUUCUCUUGGUAGUUAGAUAUUUGAAACAUUUGAAGUGUAUCAAAUUUUUGAAUACCUAAGUGUUUUAUUUAUCAACAAGCAAUAAAUAGGGAUAGAUGGUACUUUUUAUUUUUAUUAUUAUUUAAAUGAAAAUUGUAAGGUCUAAAAGAUAAGACAAUAUAAGACAUUAUAAAGUAUUCAUAGUAUUCAUGAGACCUAUAAUGAUACUGUAUGCAUGUAGGGCUUAAGCAUCAAUAAAGUCGGUCGAAAUGAGAAAUCAUAUAUAUUAUAUAAAAUAUAAUAAUAAUAUUUGAGGGAAAGAUCUCACGUAAAAUAUAUAUUUUAUGAUUCUAAAAGAAUUGAGAAUAUAUUAUGAAUGAAGAACACAUAUAGAGCUGAGACUGUGAUCAAUAUUUAAUGGAUCAGAUCUAGUUGGAGUUUUCAAAAACUGAAGGAUAAGCUAGAGCGGGUAGAGAGACUCUAAGUCAACUAAUCUGUGAGAUCAAGAUGUGGAAUCAGAGAGAAAAUACCACGAUGACGACUAAGUAGUGGUGGUAAAGGUGUAGUGGUAAAGGUGUAGUGGUAAAGGUGUAGUGGUAAAGUCAGGAAAGACUACAAUCUCCUGGGAAUAGGAGACGAAAAACAUUAAGUCACAAAGAGAUAUAUAUAUAUAUAUAUAUAUAUAUAUAUAGGGGAACGUAGAUAUAGGGGUGAUGGGUUUAAAAAGCCCACCUAAUUUAAGCGAAAUAAUGGUUUCAUAAGUAUUGAUGAAAUUAUAAUGAUUUAAAGUUUUAACUAGCCUUAAGGGUUAUUACCUUUAUUACUACUUAGUUUGUAAUGUUCUUAUAUUCUAUUCGUUCGAUUUUUAAAAUUUAAUUUGUCGACAAAUUUAAAAUUUGGUAUAUAUUUUUGUGUGCCGUGAUGUUAAAUCACGGUAAAAAAUUAACAUGCACUAUGAACAAAAAAAUACAUUAUUGAAUAUCUUAUUUUAAAAAUGAAUGCAAAACAAAUUAUCUUAUCCUUUGAAUGUUUACUUUACAUUUUUUAUAGUAACUUAACACCAAACAGAAAUUUUAUAUAUCUCUAAAUAUAAGUAUUUUAAUGAAUAAAACUUUUAAAAUUAAUAUUACACAAAAUCUUUCAAAUUUCAUGUUAAAAUUAAAUAUCCCACGAAAUAAUUUUUUUUUAAAAAAAAUAAUUUGUGUAGUUAUUGAAAUCAUUAUAUACUCUAAAACGUUUCAUUGUCAUUAUCUUUUUCCUUUUUUUGGGGGGGAGGGGAACACUAUCCACUUUUGAUUUUCAAACAGAAACAUAUAUUAAAAAAUUCAGAAUAGAUGAUAUUUUAGUUUAAAUACAUUUUGGUAUUAACAUUUUUAAUUUCCAUCAAAACUUUUUAACUAAAACUUCAUUUUCCUAUGGAAUUUGUAUGAUUUAUUUAUGGAAUUCCAAUUGAAUUUAAACUCAAAUGAUCUAAAUCACUCUAGGAAACAUGUAUUUAAAUGAGUAAAAAAAAAAAAACAACCUAACCGUAUCGUUUUUAAAACGAAAUAUCAAAUAACAAUUAACCAUUGAACAUAGCAAUUUUGUUAAAUGCUCUCGUCCGUGACUAAUCUCGAGUUGACCAUUUAUAUUGAAAAACAUAAAGAAACAAAAAAUGAAUAUAAUGAUUUUUUUUUUUUUGUAAUACAUCAAAAUAAAUGAGUGGUACAAGUUACACUUUACGGUAGAUGGGAAAUUUAGUUGUGGCCAUUUGGACGAAACCGUUUUGGCAUGAGACGUAUUAAACGUAAAAAAAAACAUUUCCGUGAUUAGAGGUUCAAAAUUUUGUGUUGUAAUUCAAUUAAAAACAACCGUAAGAAAUCAAAUAUUUUUACCGGAUACUUAAAUUGUCCAUUUCUAAACGUGGUAAAAUUUUCAAAAUAUUCUGGCAAUUUUUUAACUAUUCAUAGCCAUUUUCAAUUUAUUGUUAAGUGGUAUUAGUUUUUAUUCGGUUUUAUGUGGAUAAAAUUAUUUUUCUAGGCCACAAAGAUGAUCGAAAUUUUAACACGAGGUUCAUCAUAAGUUGAUGGUGAAAAAAAAUUUUAUUGUAUUUAGUCGUUUAUUUUUUUAUGCGUAUUUCAAAAUAUGUUUAACUGAACUUUGUGCAGAAUCUUUUUACUACUAUUCAUCGUUGCGUGCAGAUGAAAUUUAAACUACCAUAUAUAUCGGGAAUUUUUAACCUGUUGUUUAGAGAGGUUAAUUUGGAGAUCUACGGAGUAGUGAGUUUUUUUUCAAACAACUCAAAAAAUAAACUUGAGAUUUUCUUCAUGGACACGACCAAUCAAACAAAAUCACAAGACCAAUUGGAUAUCAAAGAGGAUAUGCGUAUUGAUCUAGCUGUACCAUCAGGCGGAUAAUUUGCAUUUUUUUUUUAAGUAUUGCAUGAAAAACGUAGAGCUUUCAACGAACUAAAACUUGUUUUCCUGAAAAAAAAAUGUCAUAAAUAGAUCUUAAAUACCGUAUCAUAUUUAUAAUUAUCAAACAAAAAUUUCGUUGAACUAUAUAGAUUUAUUGGUUAUAAUGGUGAAAUUAACUUGUAAAAACUAUGAUUAAUAGUUAAAUAAAUUUUUUUUUUUUUUUUUUAUUAGAUAAAAUUGACAGUAUAAUUAUAAAUAUGUACAGUAAGUAAUUAAACCGAUUUUAAAAAUAAUCCUGUAUCAAUACAUUUUAGAUAAUAAAUAAUAACCAAAUAAUUUAUAUUUUUUAACAUCUAUGUCUAAUUAUAACACAUUUUAAAUAAUCUCUCCUAUUAAAAUAAAUUAUUUUUAUGUAAAACGACCAAUUUGCAUAAUUUUUUUUUCCUAUAUAUUCCUUUAUUAAAUUUUAGAUUCCGAGCGUAGCUAUUGGUUUUACAAUGUUGUUUAUUUCUUUUUUUGUUCUUUGUUCUAGUUUGUGGACACGGUUUUUUCGUAGUAAAUUUGCUCUGAUUUUUACGUGUAGCGACUUUUCUGAAAGCUCAAGUUUUCUAGACUUUACAGAGGUUAUUUUUUGAUUUUCGACGCCAUUUUUUAAAUAAAAGCACUCAAUUGGGAAAAAAACGCAGGAAAAUGUACAAUUUCACGAUUUAAUAAUUUUAUAAAAACACGGAUGACACCUUUUUGAUUUACUUUCUUACGGUAUCAUAGCCAAAACUUUUGAACUACUUUUGAGCUUUUAAGGAAUUUUAAUUUUUGGGAGUUUUUUUGAUGUAAUUAAGAUAAAUACACGUAAAGACUUGAAACCUGGUAAUCAUACUUAUAUUGGACUUACCUAGACGUGGUCAAAUUUUAAAAAUCAUUGGACUUCUUUUUUUUUUUAAUAAGCGUUUUGAAAUCAAAUUUAAACGAAAAUCGCAAACAAAUUUACGGCACUUGAAAUUAUGUAUUAUCGAACUGCACUCGAAAUCGUCUUUCGUCAAGCAAUGUUUUAUCGUUGCUUACAGAUAUAAAUGAGGUUAUUAAUAAGUUUAUUACCUUAUGUAUCCUGCCUUCCCAAUUUAUUACCUACAACAGUGGCCGCUCCUAUCCCCAGUAUCAGCUCUUUCUUCUUUAUAUUCAGUCGCAUUUUACGUUUUGACUGUGAUAUACCCGAUGAUGAAUUUUUAAUUUGAAACCGGUCAUACAAUACACUUAACUUAUUACUCCAGGCGACUCAUUUAUUCAUUGAUUUUUUUAUUUAUUUCUAUAUAUACAUUUAUUAUUUAUAUAUUUAUUUACUAUAUUUUGUAGUAAUUUGCCAAUAAUUCAUCUUUGAAACACGGAUCUCAAAUACUUACAAAUAUUACGAGAGACGAUGUCCAUAGCGCAGUAUAAUAAUUAUGUAAAUUAGUGAAAUUUGUUCGGAACAAAAUUAAUGCAAACGACAUCUAUAAUUUACACGUAAUAACUUUUUUACGAGGAUUUUGUGAUAAUAAUUUUUUAAGUUAUCGGUGCUUAAGAAACGAGAUGCAUAUUAAACGCAUUCAUAUAUUAUUUGCAUAUAAAUAUGUUUAUACAAUUUAAUGCCGUAUACGGUUAUAGUUGUAAUUUUUAACUAGAGUACAGUUGCUGUACCGUCUAUAGAUUAAUUAUACCUAGUUUAAUUGUAAUAUAUUAUUUACUGCAUUACUCGUAUUACAUAAUAAUAUAUAAUUUAUAAUAACAAUAUAUUAUGUAGUUUUUUUAAAUAAUUAAUGACGUCGCGUUAAUAUUUUAAAACCAUAUAAAUUGUUAUACUUGUUAUGUGUUAAUUAUUAAUUAUUGCAUUUUCGAUCAUGAUUCUUGGUGUAGGUUUGAAAUUAAUUUUUUUUUUUAGAAAACGAUUGUUCGUUGACCGUAAACCUUGUUUUUUUUAAAAAACUAAUUAUUGAUACGUGUAUGUACCUAUUAAUUUCCUAGUUUCCGUGUUUUUUUUGAAACAAUGCCCAUAAUUUACUUUACAUUGAUAUUUUAUGUUAUGCUCAAUUUAAUACAAUUAUACAUGUAUUUAUGACGCCGUCGUACUAAUGCGAAAUUUUUGUCUUGUCAUACGAACGAAAACGGAUUUAUCAUAAUAUUAUAAUAUAAUACCUAGUUAUUUACAAUGCUGCGUUUUUAUUAUUAUCAUUAUUAUUGUUCUUUUUUUCUCGGAAAACGCUUUUUAGGGCAGUAAAAGUGUAUAUUAUGCUGCGAAUGUUUGUUUUAAACAGUACGUUAUGCGCGGUUAAAAUAUAGUGUAAAACGUAGUUUUGCUUUGUUUUGUUUUUUUUUUUUAAAUUUUUCAACUUCAUUACAAAUACUGAGCGAACGACUGAAGAAUCGAGAAGAAAGUACCUAUCUCGCGUAUUCAAGUUUUAAUUUUUUGACUAUGUACCUAAUCUUUUUAUGAAUAUAAUUAUUCUUUAUCGUUUCUAUAGAGAUGAGCCGACGUUAGUGAUAUCCGAUGUAUUAACAGAGAUAGGACAAUUUAGUGUAUGUACUGUGAGCAACGAUCAUUACAAUCAAAAAACGAUUCCGAUUAGGUAAAAUGGUGUUUAUAAGGUUACAUUGUAAGUCGUGAAUCAUUUUCCUUUAAGAAAAAUUGACGGAAAUCUAGAAAAAUAUUUCAAAUAUUGCUACUUAUAUGAUCAUAGCUCUGCUCAUAAUCUGAAAUGCAAUAUACGGCUGAAAUAUUUUGCUCUUUUGUAGGUCAAAGAGUGUAUGCCAAUAUUUUCGAAUUAAAAGAAACAAUCAAUUGUACGGAGCUCGAAUAACUAUACUCAAAAUUAUUAUUAAUAUUCUAACGCUAUCAUUUAAAUAUCAUGAUUUUAAUCGAUUGUACUGCACAGUUGUUUAUUUGUUAUCAUUGGAAAACGAUUAAGAUAUUUAAUAUAAAACGAUGACGUUAAUCGUUAACGAAAUAUAACACUGAGUAAUAUUAUGAGUAACGACCAAUAAUAAAUGUACUAUUCAGACUGACAAUUAUUAAAGUGUACAUGAGACACGUAAUAAAUAGAGUAGAAUUUGGAUAAUUUAAAAAUAAACUUUUAAUAAAAAUGUGUGAAAUUAUUGAAAAAGACCGCCGUGACCUUGAAUCGCUUAGAACAAAAAUUUAUUAUUAUUGAGAUUUUUUUUCAUAUUACAUAUAUUAUGCUUGAAUAGAGCAUUGUUAUUAUAUUGUUAACCUUGAAUAAUUUUAAGAAUUCAGAAAUACAUAUAUCAAAUUUUAUUAGUUUUAACUUAAUAAAUGUUAUCGUCAACAGUUAAAUUAAAUGGUAUAAAAUAAAUUGCUGGUUAUGAUUUUUAAAAUGUGAUGACUUUUUAUACUUUUGUCUGUGAACAUCUUUUACACCCGAAAUCUUGCUUUAAUCGAAACAAACCUAAUGAACAUGUAGUAAAUUGUAUAUAGUUGGUGCAAGAAGGUUUUUUUUCUGAUUUUUCUUGUAGUUUUUUUUACUAUGCGGAAAAACUAGGAUUAAUGUUGGUUAAUCGGGAAAAACCGUCGGUAAACGGGGAAAUCUACGCAAUAAAUGUUUCUGUUAUUUUUGAUUUUGUUUUUUAUUGUAAUUAAGUUAAAAGUAAUCGUAGAGAUUAGAAAAUGUUCACCAUAAGUUAUACUAAAUAGAUAAAGAAAGUUAAGCGUAUUAUAAUACUUUUUUUUUAUAAGCGUGUUUAAAGUUAACAUUUUGAUGAAAGUUGUAUCACUGUAAAACACUUAAUUCAAUGUCUUUUAGAAUUGGUUUUCGUUAGCAAUUUGCUGUGGUAUAUUUUUUAUUAGAUAUAAAUAAAAUUACUAUAAUUAUCCUUAAUAUACCUUCCUUACUUUUAUUUUUAGUCAUUUUUAUAUAUUCGAGAAAGCUGAUGAAAAAUCUAAAAAUGACCUUUAUGCAUAUCAACAUUUCUGACUGGGAUAUGCAACUAUUCCGGAAUCCACAAUCGUAAUUUAAUUUAAUAUUUCAAUUGUAUUUUCCAAAUUUGUUUAUGUUAAAAAUUUAUAAAUAUUUGAACAAUGAUAAUACAAAUUAUUAACAUCAUCAUUAUUAAUAACGAUGAUAAUUAAAUUAUUAAUGUUCGAUAACUAACGUAAUAAACGAGAAAACAUCUUACAAAUUAUCAAAAAUUCAUAUCCGUCCAUUUAAUUCUUUAAUGGAUUGUGAAUUAAAGAAAUUAAUACUUCAUUAUGUAAGAACAUAUUUUUAAUAUAAAAAGUAGAUACUUUUAUUAUAUCAAACGUUUUAUAGUUUUACACUUUUAGCUCAGUUUUAGUGGAUCGCAGUGGAUUAACAUUAAUAUUUCAAUACCUCUGGAUAAUUUUUCUUUUGAUCAAUACACAUUUAGCAAUGAGAUAUUCUAACUGGCAGUGAUUCAAAUUGUUAGGUAUAUUAUUGCCAACUUGAAUGCAUUCAAUGCGGUAUAUCGUCAUAUCGAUAAUAAUAAAAUAAACGCCCAGUUCUCGGUUCCGGGCGUGGUACAUCAAACACACGUGUACUAUUAUAUUAUGCAAUUUUAAAAUCCUUGCGUAUUCUUGCUAUAAUCAAAGAAUUUUUUUCUCCCUGUUAAAUGUUGUAUUGUUGAUAAUAAAUUAAAAAUCUAAAGAAUAUAGCAAUUCAUGUGUUAAACAGUAGCACAGAACAGUUAGUUUAGUUUAAUUUUACAAAGAUGCGUUUUUCUCCAUGGAAAAACUUUCGGUCAGUAAAAAUGCUUUGAAAUUUCCAUUUAAUUUCUUAAAAUAUGCCUAUUUUUUGACUGAUGACACUUCAUUUGAAACAUUUUUCAAAAUUCUCAAUAUUUCCUCAAAAAAAUUGCUUUUUAUGUUGUUUUGUGAAUACUUUUUUGGUUAUGAAAAUUUUCCAAUUUUUUUACGAAGAAAAUACAACAAUUUUGUCUAGAAGUACCAUAUUUGAGACAUUGAUCGAUAUUUUCAGUAGUUUUUCUGAAACAUCUUUUUUUUUGUUUUUUGAUUUUUGUUGAUUUCCUGUCUUCUAGAUAACCUUAGCAAUAAUCCAAAAAGACAACUAAUACUACUCUGCCUUGAAUCGUGUUUUGAUUGCAAUGAUUUGUCAUCAUAUAAGUAUGUAAACUGAAUACCUCUGUAAUCCUUAUCCUACCUUUCCAAAUAUCCAUACACAAUUGUGAUUUGUACGUUUUUCUAUCUAUGUUGAAAAUAUCAAAUUUUAAUGAAAUUUAAAAAUAUUCAGCUUUUUUUUCGGGAAAACUUUUUGGGCCAGUAAACAUGUAAAAAAAUAUUAAUUAUUCAGUGCCUUUGAAGAUGGGUAAUUGAACGCAGAUGGUACUUGAUAGAAGCAGUUUUUUAAACUUUCAAACUUAAUGACGUGAAAGGACAAAAAUAAAAUAACGGUGAUUAUAAUACAACUAAAGCGUUUUAAUUCGAAACCGAAGUUGGAUUCAGAAUUGUUUACUUAAAAAUGAUCAUACCUACAGUUAUACUUAACAUUGUGUUCUCAAGAAGGCUGACCCAAAACAGAGUGCCGCCUUAACUGCGAUAAAGGUUUGCAUACUUUUUUGUUCGAGUUAUUAUUUAAUACACUCCGUUGGUUGUUUUAAUAGAAAGUAAAGUCGGUACAAAUCGAUUCGGUAUUAAUUUAAUUCAGUUAAGUCAAUAAUAGAAAAUGCAGAAAACAAUCGUUUUUAAAUAAUAAAUUCUGUAUAAGACGUAACAAUAUUCAAUACCUACAUCAGACGAUACCUAAAUGUAACUUGUAAGUUAUUUAUUAUCGGUAUUCAAUUUUUGUAGAUAAAAAAAAAAAAUAUCGAAUACUGUUUUACACAUAACUUAUUUAAUUUUUUUAACAAAAUUUAAUGAAUGAUUCUUAAAAAAUAUACAUACUUGAUUUGUUCGCAUUUAUCAUAUCUAAUUGCUGUGUAUCAUUAAGUUUAAUUUUAAUUAGUGGGUUUAGACUAACGGAAUUUAAAUAUUCAAAUACUUUGAGGGUAAUAUAUUUACUCAAAUAAAACAAUACCAUUUCAAAAAAAAAUAUUUUUUUUAUUUAAGUCUUUUUUUAAACAUUCGUCUGUUUGCUAUUAACUUAAAACUAUAAAUAUAAACUAUUGAUUUGAAUUUUAAAAAUAUUUUAUCUACCUCUUACGUUGUAUUGCAAAAAGCUACAAUUUUUUACGUAAUCAUAUAAUAAACUGAAAAUAUAACAAAUAAGUUUAAAUAAACUAGCUAUAAUAAAUGUAAGUGCUUUUUGAGAAAAUAGUUAUAAUCAAAAUGGCCAUCAAAAAAAUAUGCCAUCAAUUUAAUUUACAAAUAGAUAUAUUUUUUUAUUAAGAAUGGAGUGAAAAAAACGGACAUACUUCGCACGUGGGUAUAGCCACUGUGACACUGUUGUAGGUGAUAAAUAGGAAAUGUGGAUACAGACGGGAAUUUAAUGUACAUCUGUAAGUAAUGAUAAACUAUUAGUAACGAAAAAAACCAUUCUGAGCGGUGUUAAGGUGACAACUUUUUUUAAAUCUUUCUAUCUUUUUUAACCUAAAGAACCAGGUUUUCUUCAUUAUCUCAAAUAUUAAUGAAAAUUCCAAAAAAAGACCUUUAAAAAGUACCACCCAGAGAAAUUUUUUUUUAAAAAAUGGUAUUAUACUUGAUAAUCGGAGUAAGCUUUAUAAUAGAAAGUGUUCACAUAAAAGAAAAUAAAUCAUUCUAAAACCAAUACAUUCCUCUGCUCAGAAUCUAAAAAUCAAAGUGGCUAUCACAAAAUAUGCUAUCAAUGUAAUCUACACCUUUAUCAACAGUGUGAAAAAAAUUAAUCCAUAUAUCAUACAAAAUAACUAAAACUAAUUAUAAAAAUUGUAUGUGUUAGGUCUGCUCAUAUAAUUCAAUUAUUUUCAGUUUCUCUUCAUAGUUAUUUGUAAUUUUAUGAAUAACUGAUUUAAAUUUAAAAAUAUAUUAAAUUGAUAGGCAUAUAAAUGAAAUGCAUAGCAUGAAAUCUAUGCAAAUUUGGUAUUUUAAUAAAACAACCAAAUUAAGGUAUUAAUCUAUAAUGAUCAUAAUACUAUUAAUACAUUGACAUAUUUUAAAUAUUUAUUGAUUUGUUUGAUAAGCACUUUAUGAAUCUUGUACAGAAUAAUAGUGAGUCUAUUUUUUUUUAAGAAUUCGUUUUCUUACCUAUAUGAUUGAAUAUUAUCAUCUUUGUUUGGAAAUUUUAAGUUCUACAUUUACGUCAUCUUUAGAAUAUGAAAAUAAUAAAACAUGUUUAAUUAAAAAUGUCGUGUUGGAACGUUGACAAAGCUAUAAUUAAGAUUUUAAUUUAAAUUAAAUGUUUAAUAAUUAAAUUUAAAUUUUCCGAGUAUCAAUGGACGUUGUUUUAUUUAGCUAUAUUACGUACUUUAAACUUUAAAGUACUAUAAUACAAAUUUUACCGAUUUAUUAAUUUGUUUGGUAAAUUAUAACUUCUAUAAAUAUUUUUCUAUGACGAGUAGUUACGACUAAAAUUUAUAAAAAAAAUAAUUGCAACUAAUGUUAUAUAAAUACUAUGGGUACAAAAGAAAGAUUUUUAAUAUUACUUUGAAGUUUAUUUGUAAAAAUUCUAGGUACAUUUUACUUAUAAUUCGAAUAAUAUUUGUUAUAUAAUUGUAUAGUGUGUUCAUUAGUUAUUUUUUUUUCAACUAUUGGUAUUUAUGUAAUAUUUUACUUUGACAUUUGUUUAAAAUAGUCUGAACUUUAUUAUUAUUCAGUGCACGAUCAACAACCGUUCGUAUUUUCUAUAAUUUUAAUUUAACACUAAUACGAAAAAUACUAGGUAUACAUUCCUAUGUUAUACUAGAUUUAAUAUUAUACGUUUAAAUCACGAUAAUUGAAGUUUACUGUUGUUCUUACCUUGCAACUUAAAUAGUUCAUAAUCCAAAAAUUAUGGGUAUCUAAGCUAUAGUUGGAUAACUUUCAAAAUUUGUUGGACUUUGGUUAAUCUAUUGGUAAGUAAAUUUAAACGUACGCUACCUAUCUUACCGGUAGCAGUGAGAACGUUUGUAUAGUAAAUAAUAAUACACAAAAUAUUAUUGAACUAGUGUUUUAUUAAGUAGCUUUAUAUACAUACAGAUUUUCUAACAUGCAAAAUUAGCGUUGAAAAAUAUCUACUUAAGUUAUACAAUUUUUAAUUUUUAGCAGUACUUGAAAGUAGGAACGAAAUGAGAUAAUGGUCUAAAGAAAGACCGCAUUUGGCAUCAAUGUGGAAAUCACUGCUUUGAUUUUGUUGCUGGUAUCCUAUUAUUUUCUUAUUUCACAUCUACAACAUAAGGCCUACGCAUUGUGCGAAGUAUUAAAUUAUUUCAACGUUUAUAGGUAUCAUAUCUUUUAAAAUGAGUUUUAUUGUUCCGAAAAGCAAUCAGGUACAGCCAGUAUGCUUGUAAAAUUAUUUUAUUUUUAACAAUAAAAUAAUUUUAGGUAUAAAAUAUUUGUGUGUGUACUGCAUUUUAUUGGCGGGAAUUAUUACAUACUACUGAUUAUCAUAUAUUGUGUACGAAUUUAAAACCUUCAAUAUUAUGAAAACAUAAUAAACUAGCAGGUAGUUCAUUUUCUUUAAAAUAUUUUUUUGGCCAGGUAAAAUACUUAAUCUUACACAGUUACACUAUAUAUUGUUAAUUUCGAUUACGAAUUUUUUUUAUUACAUAACGAAACUUGUUUCGAAUAAAUAGUACAUAACGAAUACUAAUGUAUUUAAUAGUUCGUCGAAAUCACGAGUACAAUUUUAUCUAAGAGCCCUAAAUUAAUCAAAAAGUUUUCAAAUAAUUACAAUGAUUAUAUUUCUACCAUUAUUAAUUAGUCGCUAAAACCCAUUUUAUGUUUUUGUAAAUCAUAAAGUAUAUUCAUGAAGUUUGAACAUUCUCAUAUGUAGGUAUCUAACAAUAAUAUGUAUGUAAGUGUUCAGCUUUUUAAUAAAAAUAGGUUAGCCAUAUUAUGGGGGCAUUGAGUUAUUAAAAGAAACGUUUUAAAUUAAAGCUAGAUAGCAUAUCGAUUUAGAUAUAAAUAAUUAUAAUACUCGUAUUUAUAAAAAGAGUAUACCUAUACAAACUCGAAGUCAUUGGAUUUUCAUAUAUUCUUUUUUUUAUAUAAAUAGAAUAAGAAAAAUGAUAAUAAACGAAAUGUUUGCUAUCGGUGAUGUUAUUACAUAUCAUUAUUAUAUUUACCUUCAUUUAUUUAUGAAAAAAAAACUAAAAAAGCUCUAAAUUUACCUCGUAUAUAAUUCGUAUAUAAUUUUUAAAUUAUAUGUAAUUGUACACAAGUAAUUAACUGUAAAGACAUUGACAUUUUAUUAUUUAAAAUUUUUAAAAUUUUUAAGUGGCGUGGCGAAGUGAAAUAUUUUAUCGGGCAAUUCAUUUUUUUUUAAUGACCUACCACCACCUCUCGACUCUUAGGCAUUGAUCAUUAUCAUUACCCAUGAAUAAAUGUACAGUAUUCUGGGCUGAUGGCUUUGCCUAGAAUACUUAUUAUUAAUUUUAUUAUUCUUUUUUAAUAUCAUAUGACAUAUUCUGAUGUAGUUAAUCUUGUACUACAAUAUCUCCACAGACUCCAGUACUCAACCACCAGGCACCCACCCACCCACCACUUAAAAUUAUCGGGUGAUUGCCCCUCAAAAUCACGGCCAACACGCCACUGCAGAGAUUCUUACAAAAGCACGGGAACCUAGAACAGUGUUUUAUGAUUAAAAAAUGAAUAAAAAAAAAAACAAUUAGUUCAUCUUUUUAUUUACUUCGGUUACCUUUAUCAGAUUCAACAGAUCGAUUGCCGCCUGAAGAAGAAAGAUAAUCAAAUUUAUAAUUAACUUACACGUGUGAAUCAAUUUUGUAUAAUUAGGCUGACCCAUAUUUUUUGGAUUACAACAACGUUUUUGAUUUAUGUUUUAUUUUUGAUAAAUUCAAAAAUGUAAAUGAAAUCAAAUAAGUAUAUAACUUAUUAUUUUUCAGACCAUGCACAACUUUAAUGUACUAGUGUUAUUUAAAAUGUUAAUUUAUUUGAAACCGUCGUUUUAUCAAUAUUGAAUGUAUUAAUAUUAUAGUUAGGUAAUGGGAUUCGAAGUUUUGAAGAGCGUUGUGUAGCACUAUGGAUAAAUAUUUUCUCCUCUUUUCAAAAUUAGUUAUCCUCUUGGGACAUUCUGUAUAGUGUAUAUAAACGAAAUGCACAUCAUCGUAAAAUUAAUAAUUUUCUCGUUUCACUCAAAAUCAUAAAUACCUAAUUAGUGUUGUAUUUAUUACAUCCAUAAUUAUUAGGUAUAUUAUUUUAAGUUUUAGCAUAUUGUGUUAUUCAGUAAUUUACAUUAAUAUAAAUUAAAUCCAAUCUAGACUCAAUAUUAAAAUUAUUUGUUUGGCCAAUUAUAAAAAUAAAAUAUCUGUAGAAAUUAACGAUUAUUAAUACAAGCAACUGGUUUUAGAUAAAAUGGUACUAAUAGUUAUUUAUUUUAAAAUAUAAUUCAGUGAUUUAGAAAACAUUAUACUAUUAUAUUUAUCUAAUCCUAAAAUUACAUAAUAAUAAAAAAAAAAAUUCAACUUAUAAAUAUUUUUUAUUUUUCAAUCGUUGUUUGUUUACUUUUUGAGCAUACUUCCAUUGUAUUUUUUUUAACUAAAAAAAAAUUGCUUUUAAAAUUUCAUUUAAAAAUAAACAACGGAUUCACAUAAUUGUAGUUCAAAUAGUUUAGUUCAAGGUCGUUAUUCGUGUGCAAAUUAAACUAUUAACAGACGCAUCGUAUAAUAGAAUUUUAAAUUUUUUUAAAUUUGACAACGUGUUAUUAUUAUUUCAAAAGUACAAGAAUUAAGACGGUAUCAAAUUGAUAAAUAAUAAUAUAUUCGUACAAUAUUAUGACGUAUGCUUUAUUAAAUUAGGCAAUAAAUAUAUUAAAUAUACAAAAUAUUGAAUUGGAUACCUAUAAUAAAUUAAAGUACUAUUGUAUUUGUUUCAUUGUUUGUGUUGUUCAAUUUAUUUUAAAAUGGGUUCAAAUUUGUGUUACGAAUUUAAAAUUUAAUAUAAAUAACAACGAAGAUUAUAAAUACGAAUUCGUUUUAAAAGUUUGGCAAAGUUUACAAACGAAAUAUUUUGUAUGUUUUCGUGUAAGUAAGCUGUCGCAAUGCAAUAGCCAAUCGUAUUUCGGUGACCACCAUUUAGGUUUUUUUUUUUUUUGUAUGUAAGCAAUCAACCAGUCACAUAUUUAACGUUGUCAACGACUUUCUUCGCGUCCCACGCCACCUUGAAUUAGUUUGUCAAUUUGUUUCUUUUUUUUUUUUCAUAAAAACAUCUGUGUAAAUUCGACAUAUUGGUUCGACCGUAUUUCUAUUUACUUAACAGAAAAUAUAUUAAAAAAUAAAACUUACGUUGUGUACGUUUUCGUCUAUUACACAAAAAAUCACCAGGACAGCGUCCGUAUGCAUUUCUUUUGCAUUUACAAGUGUAUCAUUAUUGUACGAAUAUAUUUUAUGCUAACCUGAAUGACCUUUGUCGUUGAGUGCUCUAAACUGCAAUAACGUAUUUUUUUCCGCUCUGUACAGUGAACACAGGAAUCCGAGACGCAGUGUUUGUCAAUGUUCCCUUCCACUCCCGUCGUUUCACUGUCGAAAAAAAAAACAACCAGAAAUAAUAACCAUCUGUGCACUACGUUUCUCAAUAGCACGUCCUUUUUAUUUAAAUGUGUUCGUCGUCAGCUUGCCCGAACAGUUCCUUUUAUAAUCUAAACUCAUUGUAAACGAGUUUUUUCACUGCCAAACGUUUUGCCCUAACCCGAUUUCGUUCCGAUAGGAUAUAAGAAUAUUAUUAUAAUAUUCAAAUAAAUUCUGAUUGACCGAAAUUUGAAAACGAAGAAAACGGUGUUCAUCCGAUUUAUAUAUUUUUAUGAUGAGAUAGAUUAUUAUAUUGUAGAAGCAUAGUACCGCAAAUACAAUCAAAUGUAUUGGCUAGCAUUUAAAUAAAUAAUUCAAAAAAGUGUAAAAUAUUAAAAAUAUUAUACUAUAAAAUAAAUUAACGAUAAAAACACAAACGAGAUAAGAUAUACCGUUAGGUUUAAAACAUGUAGUUUUCGAAUCUCGCAUGGGUUUGUAUUUAAUUUGUUUGAAUACCGUAUAUCGUUUUCUAAUUACGACAAAAUAACAAAAUAUCUUGUGACGAUAAAAUCAUUUAAAAUCCGUUCAAUACGAUGGAAAUAUUCUGUGUGCGCGUUCAAAAUUAUUUUUCGUAAUUUCAAAUUAAACGCCUACAUUUUUUUUUUUUUUCGUGGUUAAUGGAUUUUUUUUACUACUUAACGAAAACGCGUUAAACGGUCAGCCGGAUAACAUAAGAGAGUAUGAAUUAUUACCAUGCACGUUGGUUUGUCGGCGAUUUGAAAUACACGUUCGUGUGUUUUAGCGAAUUCGAAAUAUAAUUCGAAAUUUAAUGAUUCGUGGUGAAGGUCUACACGCGUGAAGUUCACGGACGUCGCCCAUUAGCUUAACAUAAUACACAGCAUAAUGAUAAUACUAUAUAAUAUCAUAUUUUUAAUACGGUUGCAUCGAACGCGUGACGUUUGAACAUCAGUCGAUACAAUGUUAUUAAACGUGAACUAAUAAUAUUAAUUUUGUUUACGAAAAUAAUACUGUUGUUUUUUGUUUCGCGAAAAAUGCAAUAGACACCUAUCACAGUAUAACCGCAAUAAUGUAUGAUUACCGUAUUACCGUUUUUUAGUAAAUUAGCGUCUGCUAAAUAUUUAUUCUAUAAUGAUAGUGCAAUCGCCGGCUAUACACGAGCGGGUUUUUCGGUGGAUUUGAUCCUCGAAGAAUCAAGCAUUCAAAUCCGCUGAUAAAUCCGUUUAUGGGAUGAGAUAUAUUGGUACAAUAAGUCUUACGGAUCAAAUCCAUUGUCGGCCACUAAUUGACAAUAAAGACCGGAUCUUACUGAUUUUCCAAAAAAAUCACUUAUUUUUAUCAGCUAUUAAGUUUGAAGUUUGAUUUUCGUAAAAAUUUGAACUUGAACCUAUUAUUGGGGGGGGGGGGAUUACGUUACGAUCUAUUUAUUUUAUUUACUGAAUGAUACAAUAGUAAAAUUUAAUAUGUUGAACUAUGUGUUAAAUUUUUGAGCAGUUUUGAUAGGACUAAACAAUUUUAUUCACAUAGAUCGAAAAAUAGUACCUAUAUGCCGUUAAAUGUAUUGAUUUUUACAAUUUUUGUUGAAAUUCUAGAAAAAGCUUUGUAUUCGGUGAAUAUAAAUUAUAUUUGUCAAGAAAUUUUGAUACGCAUAACACUAAUAUCAGAUUUACCGUUUAUGAGUUAUAACAAUUUAAAGCUUAGAUCGGAGGAAUAGAGCAGGGUCAUAGAUAGACAAUCUAUUACCAUUAGCUUGAAUAAUUCCAUAAAUAUUAGAAAAAACAAAAAUUAAAUUCACUUAAAAUCCUCUGAGAUAAUUGCUGGUUUAUGAUGAAAAUAUCACCUUGUAUAUAUAUCAUUUACAAAGCAUUACUAUUAACUGAACUCCGCUCAGAAUCUUUUUUUCGUUAGCAAUGGGUUAUCGUUGCUUACAGAUAUACAUUAAAUUACCUUUAACAGUGGCUACACCCGUUCCCAUUACCUUAGAAUAUCUUUUGCUUUUUAAUCUUACAAUUUUAGUCCAUAACAAAUUAUUUAAUUUCAUAACGCGAUUAUUGAAUUCGUAUUAUUUUGAUUAAUAUUGAAUAUAAUAAAUGAAAAAUUUAUGGAAUAACUAUUGUGACAAUUAUAGCGAUUAGUAUACAAAUAAUCAUCAUCGAUGUAGUACAUUACAGUUAAAUGGAAAAAAUAUGUUAAAUAUUCGCAUAAUAUUAAACGAUUGAAAUGUAAAUCUUUAAUUUUUUUCAUUUCUUAAGUAUAUAACUACUAUCAUGUAACCAUUAUGCAAAUGGCAAUGGCAUUAUUAUAACUGUUAUAAGCGAUAUGCCGAGAUGUUAUUUUUUUUAGAUUCUAGAACUAGAUGAUCAACGAGGCGUUAAUUUUUGUUUUUACCAACUAGCGUUUACAAAUUUACUUUUAUUUUGUGUUUUGAUUUUGUGUUUAAAUGAUGUCUUUGUUCGUCGUUUGGACUCAUAUUUUGUGAAAUGCUAUAACGAAUGUAUUCGUUCGGUUUAUUUAUUACAAUGCGCGCUUAAGCUAAUUACAAAACAAACCAUAAAUCAUAUUCGUAUUAUAAUAAUUUUUAAUAAAACGUUAAUAUUCUAAAGAAAUACAAAAUUAAAAUAUCAUUUUCUCGGUUAAUAAGUUUAUAGGUAAUAUAGGAACUAAAAUAACUAUUUUAUUUCUGACUAAACGGUAUUGUAAAUAAUUUGGGAUUCGAAAUAUAGUGAACAAAUUUUCUAUCAGAAUUCAUACUCUGAUUAAUCAUUAAUUUCAGUAGUUAUAUGUUUUUGAUAGACGAAUUGUGUCAAAUUGGUUGUCAUUUUUGAUUUAAUUUUUCAUAAUAAUCGGGAAAAACUGAAAAAAAUAAUGUAGAAAACGGUAAAAUUUAAGGUAAUAACGGUUUUGUUAUUUUCGAUUUUGUAUAAUUUUUGUUGUUGUCAUUCGGUUAAAAAAAAAAAAUUAAAAUAUGGAAUUUACACAGAAUAGUUAUAUAAUAAGCCUUAUUUUGAUGUGGUAAAAUAUUAAAACAUUUUCUGGAAAUUAUGCAUGAAGUUUAUGAUCAGUUGUGAUAAAGUGAUAAAAAAAUGUUUAUCGUAAUGUAAGAUUGUAUAACGUAUAUUUAAUGUAUACAUUUAUAUUCAAAUUUUGACAAAAAUCGUAACAUUUAAAAACACGUAUAACCGAAUAUUGACCAAUAUUAACCUAAUCAUAUUUUUUUUAAAACGGGAUAUGGAUUGUUAACGUAGUUAGAUUCUCAAGUUACUAAUGAAAGUCAGUGUUACCAACUAAAUUACAGCGAACCAAUUGAUUGUUAAACGUUGAAUCUUUCUUAAAAAUAUAUAUAAAUUAUUAUUAUUAUAAUAUUAUAAAAUUACAUAUUUUUUUAAAAAUAUAAACCGAAUAAUGAUCGUUCAUAAUAUUAUUCUAGUUCAAAGUCAUCGAAUUGUAAACGAACAUAAUAAUCAUCGAUCUAAAAUUUAUGCAUAAGUAAAAUGAUGUGUAAUUCAUUCAAUUUACGUUUUAUAUUUUAUUAUUAUUAUUGUUGCAGGUUUUAUUGGGAUUUAUGUAUGCUUCUCUUGUUGGUGGCCAAUUUGAUUAUACUUCCAGUUGGAAUUUCAUUUUUUAACGACGAUUUUGAUACAAGGUGGAUAAUAUUCAAUUGUUUGUCGGAUACUAUAUUUCUCGUGGAUAUUAUCGUGAACUUUAGAACAGGUAAACUCUCAAACAAAAUCGUGUUAGUCUAUGACAAUCAAGAAAAACAUUUUUCUUCUUUUAAAUAUGGGAUACACUUAUCCUAUAUAUAUAUAUAUUACUUUCUAAGGUACUGCUGUUUUAAAUUUUGAAAAUAUGGUUUGUAAAAAACCUUAUUUUCUUUUCUUUCGAACAGACGUAUAAAUAACAGACGAAUUAAAAUACCCAUCAGUGGACACUGACCAAAAGGACACUGCUAUAAAAGAAAAAAAAUGUGAUUGUAACUCGUGAAAUAUUUCUUAUGAAAUAUUUUAUACGGAACGGUUAAUAUUAUACAAUUCACUAAUAUCUAACUAACUGAACUAACUGUCAAUUAUUAUAAAAAAUACUUCCUGUCGCAUUUUAAACUUUUUAUUAAGAUAUAAUACAGACUUUCUUAUUGUUUUGUAUUUAAAAACCAAUGAUAAAUAAUUUCGUUCGUUUAACUUUAUUUACAUUCUAUGAUAACUUAUGAAUAAAUAAAAAAAUCGCGAGUAAAUGGAGUUUUUGAUAUUGAUUGACGUUCAGAAUAAGGUAUGAAUAACCUGGAAAUGAAAUAGUCUUUACUUUAGUUCAACACGAUUUCAAAAAAUAAAUAAUAUUAAUAUAACUUAUCGAUUUUAAAUUAAUUAAAUUACCGUAAAUAAAUCUGCACCUUGCGUUAAAAUUUUAAGAUUAGUAAUUAAAAUUACAAUAAUUAUAUUGUAUAAAUAAACUUUAAUGUUAAUAAUAACAGGUAAUGCCGUUUAUGUAAUGUGUUCAAUACUAGUUUAUAAUAUCCACGUACUUGCCAAAAGUAGCCAAAAUUUUUGUCGAAUCAAAUUAAUUUUAUUCGAGAAUUUUAGAUGAUAUUUAUUUCUACAUUUUUCCUUGUUUUUUAGAAAAUUCUGAAAAGUCCAAUAUAAAAUUUAAUUAUAAUACCAUAAAUAUUGAAAAUUUAAUUUCGAAAGUGAGUUAGUCGUUUGAACAUAUUAUUUUUUUCGAUCAUCAAUCAAAAACAUUGAACAACUUUUGAUUUAUCGUUAUUUCACUAAAUAAAUUUGUUUCGGCUUCGUAUUAUAAGUACCUAUUACAUACAUUUUCAAGGUUCGUGAUUAUUUAUUCGACUACUUAUAUAGAUGUAAAAUAAUAAUUUUAUUGAGUUAUAAACUUAGGGUGCGGCGCACUUUAAUGUUUAUGAAAAUGUAGAACACUAAAAUGUGUUAUUAUUUUGAGAGUUUUGUAUGCAGACUGAUACUGAGCCUAACCAUUGUUUAAGAAUAAUAUGCUUAAUUUGCUAAUAUAUAUGUUUAUUUUGUUUGGCUUGAUUCGAGCAGGUAUUAGAGUUUUACAUCUUUCAUAUUUGAACGUAUUUAUAGUAUUUACUUUUUUAUUUUUCAUUGAAAUAAAAUGUUUAUAGGAAAUAAUUAUUUAGAAUUUUAUUAUAAUGAUUCGAUUACCAAAUUGGACAUCGAAAACAUCAUUCUAAAAUAUUAUUAAGUACGAUAUGAUCUUGUAUUAAAAUAUACAUUGUACCUAUUAAUAAUUUAUUUAUAAUAUAUUUUAAAUUUUCGAAGACCAAUAAUAAUUUGUAAAUUAACAUAAUAUAACAUCAAUACGAACAUUUCAGACAGUUUAUUGGUCAUAAUGUAUGUGAUAGAACAACUCAAAUUAAGAAAGUAGGUAUUUUUAAUUAUUUAUAAGUUUUUGUUUUUAUACAAAAGAUAAAAAAAAAAAAAAAUGAGUAGGCACUUAUUUAUUACUCGACUGCCGAAGAAAAAAAAUAAAAGAUGACGAAAUAAGCAGUCGUGGACUUUGAUGUCUAUGGCUGUAAGUUUUAAUUCAAGAACAGAUGUUACUGAUCAGACUACGACUGCUUUUUCCGUCAUGUUUCAUAGUUUCUAUCUUAUUUAAUACUUCCAUUUCAAAUUAUUUUUACCUAUUUAUUUUUUUUUCGAAGGGGUUUUUUAUGUAUUUCUCCACAGCAUUCGAUAUAAAUGAUAACUGGUUAAAAAAUUGUUUUAAUACUCAAUUCAAUUUUUUUAUUUAUAGCCACAAAAUUAAACUAUCAUCUGUCUAGUUAGUUUCACGUCGUUAAGUGGUUUUUGAAUAUUAGAUGUCUGAAAUAUGUCGUUAAUAAUAAAAAAAUUGAAGUGUCAUCACCCAAUAUUAGUGCGAUCUAUAUGAGAGAAGUAGUCUAGAGAGGGUAGGUAUGCAAUUCACAAAUGAAACGCAUUAUGCGACAAAGUUAUUGUAUUGAAUACCAUCUUUUUUCUAUAGAUUCAAUAUAAGUGAAAUUAUGAAUAUAUUUUAUGAUACAAAUAUUAUGUUGUAAAAUUAAUUAUUUAUCGGCGGAAAGUUGACAGUUAUUUUAUGUGUUAGGUAUAGUUAUGCGAUUUGUGUUAUUCCGUUAAGGUAUACACAAAUACCUUUUUAUAAAUACAAAUUUAAUUUUACAUAAAUAAAAUAUUAUUGAACAUUUAUAAAUGUCAUUGUUAUAAACAUUAUUGAGUAUCUAAUAUCAAAGCGAAUCAACAAAUUUUAAGAAUGAUAAUAAGAAAAAAAACAAAUUAUUCAGAGAUAAUGUAAUAGAUAACUGAUAAAAAUAUUCUUUUCUUAUGUUUUUAAUAAAAUAAAAUAUAAUUUAACUCCUUUUACUAUCAAAUAAUAUUUUACUAUUUAGGUAUAGGUAUAAUUGUAAAAUAUAAUACGAUCAAUAUUAUUAUUUGCAUUAUCGAAAUCAAAAUGUCCAGUAAAAAAUAUUUAUCCGAUGAAGUACCAUGUGAUUUUAUUUGUAUAUAAUAUAUUAUAUAUUUUUUGUUAACAAACAUUCGUAUUGCAUUCGUAUUAUAUAGGUGUUUUACAGCCAGACAAUUCUGAACAAGUGAUCUUGGAACCAAAACUGAUUGCUAGGAAUUACUUGAGAUCCUGGUUCUUCUUGGAUUUAAUCAGUUCCCUUCCCUUGGAUUACCUAUUUCUUAUGAUCAAUCAGGUAUGUACCCGCUAUGUUACUUAUAUUUCAUAGCUAUACGAAUAAUUAUUAUCACGAUCGAGUUAAUUGAUUUUUACGUUUUACAUUAUACAGGACGUGGGCGAUGGCAUCCAAGGUAUUCAGAUUUUACACGCAGGCCGAGCGCUGCGUAUCCUUAGACUCGCCAAGCUGCUCAGUUUGGUCCGAUUACUCAGAUUGUCCAGACUGGUGCGCUAUGUGAAUCAAUGGGAAGAAGUUUACGUGAGUGACGGUUUAUGCGAAAUAAUUUUUUAUUCAUUUUUUUCAUCAAAAGGCAAAAAAUUGAAUGUUCAUUUACGGAAUAUAUUAUUUAUGUGUACGCAAGAUGACCUUGCUCGAUUAAUAUUCAUAAUAUGAAUUUAUAUAUACAUAAUAUUUGAAUAAUAAUUAAAGGGUGAGGAGGGGGGGAAUCAAAGAACGCCCGUUGUUUGAUGCCUAGAUGGUCGCAAUUAAGUCAUGUUGUUUAUUAUUAUGUCACGUCGGUCAUUUUUAUAGGACGGUGUUAUUAUCGAGUUCUUUAUGAAACUCGAGAGAAAAAUAUAAUAAUAAAAAUUAAUUGUUGUGCUCUGUCAAUUGGUAUGCAUGGGAUGGCAUGGAUCUAUCGCGAUAGAACUUUUUUUUUUUAAUAAUAAUUUAUGUUGAAAACGGUUUGUCUGUUAUUUGUGUACUUUUUUAAUUAUGUUAUUAUAAUUUCUGCAUACUAAUGAUAUCGCGAAUACAAAUAAUAAUAAUGUACUCGUAUAAUAGUGCAUGAUUUUCACAUUUUUCAUGAUUUAAACGUUGUAUUGAUGAAAUAAUAAUUGUAUUGUGAUAAUAUCCGUGAAAAAAAAAAAUGAUCAGAAAUUGAAAUUGAAAUAAUUAUUGAUUAUUCGUAAAUUGUCUACUUAUACAUAAUAAUGUAGACGACGACGAGCAGGCGAGAAUGAUGGCCUAUAUAAGAGAAAUAAAUUGAUCGGAGAACUUUCUAUCGCGCGAUAUAUUUUUAUAAAUAUUAUACGAUUUCCCUGAGUACUUCAAAAAUUAAAUAUUCUAACUAUAUUAUUCUAAUAGCAGUUGACGGACUAUUGAUUUUUCAAACUCGCCCGUUGUUCUCCGUUUGUUUGUCUUGUACAAUUUUUUGCUUAAACAUUUAUUUUUUUAAUUUUUAUGGUGUACCCUCGAAAUAUUCCGUACAUGAAAAUGUUUCGCUGUCAAAACAUUCCCCUUCAAAAUAGCCUCGUUAGAAAUAUCAUUUAUUUAAAAUAUCCUAUGGACAAAAUAUCAUAGUUAGAAAUAUUCCGUAAUAUUCCUAAUACAAAGUCAGUCGAGCUUAUAAACGUAAAUUUAAAAUCUUGUGUCUUAUUUUUUAUUUCCCUCCAAAUGCAUUUAGGAGUUGAUGUGUCAUAAAUUAAAUAGAGAUAUUUUAAAUAAGGGAUGUUUCUAAAAAGGACAUUUUGAAAGGAACAAUUGUAAUAUUGUUCAUUUUUACAUUUUACUUAUAGUUACGAUAUGAAUUUCGAGGAGAAUUUUUAAACCGCAUAUAAAAAAAAAUUGAAAAUACAUAAUAAUAAUACUUCUUAGUAAUGCAAUCUUUUUUGUGUACCUACAGUAGACAAUUUUUUCUUAAUAUCCAACGAGUCGAGGAAAAAAAACCGUAAUCGUUAAUAGGUAGGUUUUUUUUAGAUUAAUAUAUUCAUACCUUUUUGUAUAUUAUAAUAUUUUUUUACCACACUUUUUAAAUAUAUUUCUAUUAUUUUUUUUAAUAAACGUGGUCAUGAUUACAAUCAGAUAACAAUGAUUUAUAACUGUAGUUUACGUUUAAAAAAUAUGACAUUAUUAUUAUUAUAUUUUAAUAUCUUCUGAGAACAAUUUAAUACAACUCUACCAUAACCGUAUUUCUUCAUAUUAUUAUGAUUUCUAUAGCUGAUCAUAACUAAAUAAGGAAAAUAUUUUAUUUUAUUUUAGGUUAGAUAUAAUCAUAUAGUUAUAAAAUGAUAAUUAUAACAGCCAACCGGAAAAUAAUAAACAUACGAUAUUGUAAACAUAUAUCAAGUCGUUAGAAUAAUAUCCAAGCGUUUUCAGGACCGUAAUUGUAUAGGUUUUUUUAAGGUACUAUUAAUGAAAAAAAUAAAUAUAAACGAAUCAAGUAUUGAAUAUUAUAUAUUUUUAAAUAUUAAUAAAACGAUUCGGUACUAACAUUAAACGUCGUAAUUUUUGUAACUCGAGGUUUUGGUUUUUGUUUGCAAGUACUUAUUAAGCACGGUGCAUAUUAUAUUUAUUAAAUACCGUUCAAUAUAAAAUGAUAACGUUUCGCAAUAAAAAAGUAAAAGUUGUUUUAAAACUGAAAAUUUAAAAUAAUUUACUGUAUAUUAUAAGCAGCAUAUAGAUAUAAAUAACAAAGUAUUAUAAUUCAUUUAAUAUUCAUUUAAUAACGCGGAUGGUAUCGAUCCGUUUGAUCGUAUGAUUAAAUCUUAGUUUUGCCAGACUAAUUAUUGAACUAGAUAACCAUCAUUAAUAGAAAUAUAUUAUGUGAAACCGGGCAAUUUUAAUACCAAGAGGGCAAAUUGUAUUGAUAAACCACUGAAAUAUUUGUUCAUCCCAUGAAUUGUUUUAAAUUCUGAGCCGAGCAAAGAAGCUUAUAGUUUUACAAAGAUUUUUUUUUUUUUAUCUGUGCGUAACUUUUCUACCAGAAGACUUGCUCAGAUUUCUACGUGUAGCGCCUUUUCUGAAAAAAAAUUGGCGUGGAAAGGUACUUUAAGGAACUCAUUUUUUGAUUUUCUCAGGAGUUUUCUCAUUAAAUUUGAAAAACCGAAAAAAAAAAAAUGGGAAAGUAUAAGAAAUAUGGGUAUUAGUUCAAAUAUAUUACGGCCUUUUUUUUUUUCUGGCCACACAUUUUUUGCCAGUAUUUUUGCUUCAACUUUAAAUAAUAGGAAUGUUUCUAAAAAUAAAUUUCACUAGGGAGGUACUUUAAAGAGUUCAUUUUUUGAUUUUCCCUAGAGUUUUUCCAGAAAACGUAGGGAAACUGGGAAAAUUGGUACAACAUUAAACAAAUUUUAUUAAAGAAAAUACAUAAAGCCUGUUUAAUUAUUUUACUACAAAAUAUCAUGUAUAUAUUGUUAACAAAACAUCAUUAUCAACUGAACUCCGCUCAGAAUUGUUUUUUCUUAAGCAAUGAUUGAUCGUUGCUUACAUAUAAAUAUUAAAUUCCUGUCUACAUCCUACCUUCCCAACUUUUCAUCUACACAAGUGGCUGCAUCCGUCCUCAUUAUCUUAUCUUUUUUUAUUAUUUUUUUAAUAUUUUAUUAUUAUUAUAAAUUGUUAACACAUGUGAUUACAUGUCACGUUUUUAAAAUAAUUGCUUCUAUCAAGUCUACCUUGGUUUCACUCCUUAUCAAAACACUUAUUAUUUUGGAAAGUAUACAUUUUUUUUCGGAAUUUUAAUUUUAGACAAUUAAAGAAACAAUUAGCUCUAAAAUUUUAUAUUUCCGUAAUUUUUAUUACCUUUAACUGCUACCCAGUUUUGAUUUUAAAUAGCUACCUAUAAUAUUUAAAAUACCAAAAAUAGAUGAAGUUUUAGUUUAAAAACUUUUUUGGUGUUGAAACAUUUAAUUUCCGUUAACUUGUUGACGCGAUAUUCUAUUUUUAAGUUUUAAUAGAGAGAGAGUAUUGGGGCACUAUUCAAAGGUUGCAUAUUUCGCCACUGUACACUCAUAUUCCUCUAACUGACCUUUCUCUCCUUUUACCAAAACUAAAAUGUUUGGACUUUUUUUUUUUAAGAUAUAUCAUUAGCCAAUAAGAUUAGUCAACAGUUAUAGUUAAUCAUUAGCAAUGGUUAAUCGUUGCGUGCAGAUAUACAUUAAAUUUCCCCUAUACUACUUUUUCAAAUUCUUACCUACAAUAGUGAUUGCACCCGUCUCCAUUAUCCUAGGACAGCUUUUUUAAAAACAUUUUUGAAAUAAUUGGUCGAAAACCGAGUAUUUUGCCAUAAGUGUUCUCCAAAGGAAAUUAAUACUUAAUGAAGUAUUUUUUAUAAAAUUUGUUUGUGUAUAUAUUUCACUCAGACUUAUUUUUUUUUUUUUAUAUAUAGUGAUAUUAAUAUUGUACUUGCAGUGGAGUUUGGUUAAUAUAUUUUUGUCUUGUAUUUAAAAUUUAAAAUUAAUAUUCUAUUAUAAUAAUUAAAAAAAAAAAACCAAUAAUAUUCAUUUUUCAAUGUGUUUUUUGCUGAAAUGUUUUUAUGCUCCAAAAACUUCUAAAUCAUACACAAUUCUGUUUUCUUUGCAUUUGUUUAUUUCUUAUUCACAGUAUUACUACUUUUUUUAAAAAUAUAAAACACGGCUAUACCUAAGGGCUAAGACCUUUUGUAUUCCAGUAUUUUUGGUAUGCCUCUGGAGUCUAAGUCUGUAUUGUGUUGUUAUUUUAAACAUGAAGACGACAGUAAUAAUUAUCGCAUACAAAAAAAAAAGUUAAAAGGAAAAAAAACAAUCUAUUUUGAGUGGCGCUUAGUAUUAAAAUACUAUAAUGCUCACUUGUAAUAUUUAUUAUUUGUCACUGUUUUUUCAGCAUUUCACUUUUAACUCAGAAAUUCUUAUAGGUACAUAGAUUUCUUUACGUACCUAUUUUUACUAUCUUUGUUUAAAUAUAUCUAGCCUAACUACGGGGCUGUGGAACAAAACUUUUCGAACAUGUUUAGACGACCCAAAAAAAUAUUUCUCCCGAAAAAAAUUUGUUAUAAAAAUCUACUACUUGAUUUUACGUGUGUAUUGCAUGAUUAUCAUCUUUCGAUCGUUAUAAUAAUGAAUUAUGAUUAUUCUUAUGUUUAGCCUAUAUGUUAAUUUUAAUUAUAACCAGUUGCAUGAUCGUUGUGUGAGUCAAUAUAUUUAAUAUACAAAUUAAAACUGUGUGAAAUAUUAAUACAAAAUAUAAUUUAAGACUUUUUUCUUCAAAGGCCUAUAAUAUAUUAAAUUAUUUUAAUUUUAAAAGUGUGUAACACUGUAUUUUAAUUUUUAAGGAUUCGGUUUUUGAAUUUUGCAUUAUAUCAGAUGGAAGAGUUGUAAAAUCGUAUUAAAAAUAGCUUCCGAAAUAGUUGAUGGUACCAAAAUAGUAGUUUUCCAUUUAAAUAUUAUUAUCAUAUAAUUUUUGAGUUAUAUAUAUCCAAAUCUUUAAAAAAAUGUCCGAUUGUUCCUUUUACGCGACGAAUUGAGUUUUGGUUUAAUUUCGUGUUAAACACAUAGUACAUAUUAUAUUGCGUAUAAUGGUUUUAAACUUAAAUUUGUAGGUAUAUGAAUGCCAUAAUCGAUGUAUCGACAUAAGCAUUUAAAUUAAUUUUCAAGUUGUGAUGUCUAUAGAUACAGUCAGAGUAAUAUAGGAAACUAUAUCGAGGGAUAGACCUUAAACCAUUAAAUAUUAAAACAGUAUUCACGAAACAAAUUAUAGUUGAUGGAUGUUCAGUUCGUAAGUUGAAUUCGAUAAUUUAUUACGCAAGUUCUCCGAUGAAUUUUAAAAGCUUGAGUAUACUGUGUAGUAUAAGUAUAUAGUAUACGCACGUGGCAUAUUCACGGGAACGUGUCUGUGAAUGUUUUUUCAACAAUUCUUUACAUGUUAAAACACUAUAAUAUAAUGUUGUAGGGCCCAUUUUUUCGGAUGUUAAAGGAGAAUAAUAUAGUUUCGGAAAUGUUUACUUGCUCUGACAAUAGAUAUGAUUACGGGUAUGCAUAAAAAAUUCGAUGAAAUGCCGUAGUAAAAUGUCGACUGGAAUUAUGACCAAUAAUCAUAUAAUUCGAUUUUAUAUUAUAUUUAUUAGGCUAUAAAUAUUAAAUAAUACGAUUUCGGCGUAGUGUUGCGUUUUCAACAAAACUUUUGUUUUCGCCAACUUAUUGGUUUGCAUUCGAUAUUAUUUAACUAUUUAUAAACCGACAUUUUCAGAAAAGUAUAUGCUUUUAUUUAAAUAAUGUACGAUAGUUAGCUGAAACAUACAAAAAACCAGCGAUAAUUUGAAAAGAAAAGAAAAAUAACAUUUAAACGUUUAGAAAGGGAAAAUGAAAAAUGAAAAUAUUGUUUAUAACUGUUUAUAGGAAAUUUGGAUAAAGAAUUCUGUCUUCUGUUUCUACCGAAAAAAAAAUGAAAUUAAAUAAAUUAUUAAUUUAAAUAUUAUUUGUUGAAAAAGCCCAUAAUAAUAUUAUUAAUAAUAAUAAUAAUAAUAAUAAUAAUAUUAAAUUAUCGUCUGACGAUGAUUAAAAAAUUAGCAUGAAAGCUUUUAUGACAUUAUAUCUAACCAAGUGACUCGCGAGAGUUCGUCAUGUUUGUUUUGUAUGUUUUUUUGCAGCACGAAUUUUAACAUGCCGGGUUGUUUCCGUUGAUUGUUUUUUUUGUAGAUAUUAAGACUACGAGCGAAUGUGCCGUCGGGUCAACAAGGUCACACCGAAAGCCGAGCCAUGAUCAAGGUAAUGAUGUCCGCAGAGGUUUUUUUUCUUCUUUUUUUCUUUUCUUUUUUUUUAUUUAUUUUUUAUUUUUUGUGAUAAUUUAUAUCUUCCAAUCUAUGCGUCACUUUAUUCUCAACUUAAAAAUCUGAAAUUCUGAACACGUUUUUAUUACCUACCUACGUAUAUAUAUAUAUAUAUACGUAAACCUAGUGAAAGAGGAAUUUUCGUUCAGAGCUUGGUAUAUACGCACGCACACACACACACACACACAUAUACAACAAUAUACCUAUCCAGUAUACCCGUCAAAGGGGCAAAAUGUGAUUUGUCGACGAUUUAUUAAACGCGUGUGUUUUUCUUUCUGUGAGUGCGCGCGUGAGUGGAAAACAUGCGACAUGAAUUUCAAAAACCAACCAGGACGGGUCAUUUUUUUUGCACACACACACACACUCACACACACACACAUCCAUCCCAUAUUCGCAUUCGGCUUCGACACAUUCAUUUAAAACCACAUGGUAUUGUUUUACUAAUACGUUACGCCAUAGGCGGAAAUUGUUCAUAAUCUUAGAGGAGGGGUUGGUAUUUUAAAAUAUCCCAUUGCGUACCUAUCAAAACUGGUCUCUACGCUCACAAAAAUCAUCUUACCUCAAACAUCAUGAAUAACCUAUGCGUGUAAUUUAUUAUAGACAUUCUACACCGGCCAUGCCAUACAUAUACGUUAUAUAUACCCCCCCCCCCAUCGAUUUCCGCCUAUGCGUUACAGGCGUAUUAUACACACAUUCUGAAAUCGUAACAAUUUUAUCAUAAUAAUGUAAUAAUAUAUAAUAUAAUGAUUGUUAUUGUCGUCGUGAUUAACGGUAUACGGGGUGGUAUAGCAUAUUGCAUACGGACUAAACGAUAAUGCGCGCGGUUUUGUGCAUUUUACAGCGUUCAUAUUGCUCACCUGCAGCGGGCCGACCUUUUGACCGAAUAAUUAUUUACGGUAUGACGAUCUGCAUUUUUGCUACCUGUAUUAUAAAAUUAUAGUUUGAUAAUAAUCGUGUGGUACUAAAAUAACGCCUUUUAUCUAACAAACACGCCAGCCCGUAACAUUUGUUAACAUAAUAUAAUAAAAAUAUUGUUCGUCGGAUUUAAUCAACGCGUUUUUUUGUCUCCCGUGAACAAUAUUGAAAUUUUUUUAAUCUUGACACAACGUUUAAUUUUUUUUUUUUUAAUCAAUGUACGUAAUAUGUUUUCACUAUGUGUUUAAACCGCAAUAUUGUCUACGUUACGCUUGUAUCGGUUCGUGUUUACCGUCGUAUAUUGAAUGUUUUUAUUUUAUUGAUUUUGCAAAAAUAACGCUAAGGGGUUAAAUAUUUUAAUUUCAAUAAAAUGCAUCCUUGUACAUAUUAUAUACAUUAUACAUAACGCGCAUGCAUUGCAAUAAUAUAAAAACAAAAGCAGAAUUAAUUACAGAUUAUACAGUUAUUAUUAUUAUUAAUUUGUUAUUGUGUGUGAUGUUUCCUUUGUAUUCCAAAUAUAGGUAUAAAAUAUUUAAAAUAUCUACGAGUAUAUUGCAAUUUGUAUUAAUUGUUGUUUAUAAAAUACAAUAAAUAUUACUCUAUACUUGCAUAUAUUAUAUAGAUAUAUUAGACUAAAAAUUAUAAUAUUUAGGUUGAGUUGUUGAAGUAUGCACCACAGAUAAAUAAAACCACUAGAUAACCGACAUUAUGACAGUAAAUUUUCAUUUUGCCAACCGACCAUAUACCAAUAGAACACAUUUUAUUGAUUAGACCGUGAAAUAUUUAUGUAUGUAUAUGCCAUGCAUUAUGUGAUCGUAUGAAAUCAUUCAUAUUAUUCAUAUUAUUCAUAUUAUUUCCAGUAACCUGUAGACAAGGUUUUAAUUAUUAUGGUUAGGAGCGUCAUGUAAGGGGGUGUUUGAGGGCUGCAGCUCCUCAUGGUAUCGAUAAACUGGAGGUAUAAGGAAUAUAUGCCGGAUAAAACUGUACAUGAAUAUCUAAAAUAGUGAACCUCAUUUGACAUUUUAAAAAUCUGGCGAUUACGGUUAUGGUAUUAUUGAAAGGUAUAUUUGCCUUUAAUAUAUUGAGUGACAUCUUUUUCAAAUAGUUUAAACGGGAUAUAAUAUUAAAUAUUAAUAUAAUAUUAAAUUAUUUCUUUGUUUUUGAUAAAUUCUUGCUUUUUGUUAUACUUUUCUCUAUGUUUUAUUGGAACUAAUUUCUGAUUUGUUAGUAUUUUUAUAACGGUGAAAACCAAUGGUUCUUAAUUUUCCAGUCUAAUAUGUGGCUUGAAACCACUUAAAAUAAUAUUGUCGGACGAAAUCGAAAUUCUCAAUUUUUCAUUUGGUACGCAAUCGGAUGCAUACCUGCUAAAACCGGACGCAAUCAAAACUUGAGAUGUGUUACAAAGAUCAAAACGGGACGCAAUCAGACGACGCUUAUUCCAGAGACUCGUGUGUCCACGCCACGUGCUUUUUGUCGUAUUCUGAUCUGUUAUAAUCUUGGUAACAUUUGGUAACCUAUACCUAUUGGGAAAUUUCUAGAGUUAGACUAAAUUCAUCUUUUCUCUCAUUUGGGUUACACCGGUCGGUCAAUAUUUUAGUGUUAUCAAUAUAACAAGUCUAUAAUAUCGCCUUACUGUAUAGAUCUGUGCCUCUGUCAUACUAUCGGUUAUUAUGUCGUUUUACAUGUCUAUGGUGUACAAAUGGUUUGAGUGAAUAUUGUAUUAUCUGAUAACAGCUGUUAUGAAUUUAAAAAAAAUGUAUAAAUUUACUUUACAGAUUACUUUUAAGAAUAUAAAUCAUGCAUGUUAUCAUAAUAUGUUUAUGAAUACUUUAAAUUAAUAUCAAUGUGAAAUAUUUUUCACGGUAAACUUUAAGUCGAUAUCGGUAUAGCCCAAAACGCGAGGAACUUUUGUUUUAUUUAAUUGUUCAUAAAAAAAAAAAAAAAAACAAAUGAACUUGUUAUUUUGCAAACAAAGUCAUAAUAUUAAAUUCUUUACAUAAGUAAAGUUAGUAUUAUAGGUUAAAGACCUUAAAACUUUCUAAGCAAAAUAAUUUAAUAAACUUUGGACUUCCAAAUGUAUGACAAUGACAAUGAAUUUUAUGUAUAUAAAAACUUUGCUCGUAAUUAUAUUUUCCAAAAACGCUGUUUUAUGGUAAUUUUUUUUUUAUUCGUUAUUAUUAUCAUUAUUUUCACGCAGUUAUUUCAUCUUGAUAAUAAUAAUAAUAAUAAUAAUAUUUUCAAGUGUGGGAAUUAAAUUCAUCACAUUAAAUGGACUGUAAACAAUUUAUAAGAGGUAGAAAUCCUUACAGGAAGCCAUGGUGGCGAAAUGCAGUCAAUGCAUAUACUUUUUACCUAGCCAUUUCUGUAUUAAACCUUAAUAACCGCUAUUAAACAGUCAUUCGAAAAAGCGGAAAUUGAAUUUAAAUCUUUAAUACUUACUUUUAUAUAUAUAUUAUGACUUUUAUUUUGUUGUAUUGAAAAAUCGUGUAAAUACCUACAUAUCUAUUAAUUUAUUAUACAAUAUAUAUUGUAAAGACAAAUUUAAUUUUCUUGUUCUUAGUUCAAAUACACGAGUAAUUAAGUUAAAAUAAAGUAAAUAUCAUUAGAAUAUUUUUAUGUAGUGUGUUUAUGAAACGUAAAAAAAAUAUUUAUAUUGUAUACAGUUGUGGUAGUCUCACUGGUAGUAAGUACGUAGUCGUGCUUAUUGUGUAUAAUAUAUAUUUUUUAUGUUAAGGACAUUGUUUUUAAUUGGGAGCUAUUUUUAUUGAGUGCGUGUACAAGUUAUCUUAUUAAAUUCAAAAGUUAUUCUAAUAUAUAAAAUUGUGUAAUAACUACACCGAAUAAAACGAGCGGGUUUUGGCAUUCUUAAAAUUAAAAUUAGGUAGACACUUUGCAUUGUACAAUGAUUGUUGAAAAUUCAAUACUAUUAUAGUUUAAAAACGACAGUAAAUCAUUAAUUAACAAUACAAUAAAUUGUAUAGUGUAUCUAAGACUUUUUCCAGUUUUCUCUGACAGUACAAUGAUGAUUAUUUCGCUGCCAUAUUCCAAUGUAUUGUAAUUUAUAUCAAUGUCGUUCAAUCGAAAUCGUAUUAGGAAACAUAGUUAGCAUACCUAUACGUAUUUAUAAGUGCUCUCUGAAAAAAUAAAACUUCAUCUUUAGCUACUGUACCUAUAGCUGACCUAAGAUAUUAUAGUAAGGUCAUUAGUUCAUUCGUUUUCUUUCUUAUAUUUAUUGGAACUCAAAUGUGUAUUUUUAUUUUUAAAUGAAAAACAAAAAUAUUUUGCAAUUAAUAAUAACACGCGCACAAUAUUAUUAUUUAUGUCGACCCAAUGUUAAAAAUUUAAAUCAACAACGAGCUUGGUUUUAAUGAUGUCGAUUAAUCGUAAUGAAUAUUGAACCGCGAAAUAACAAUUUACCGUCUGUUUAAUAUUUUACGACGAAACCCAUAUAUAAUAAUAUAUACCUAUAUUAUUAAUUCACAACUGUCACGCGACAUAUUAUUUUACAACGCCAAUGUUGUGUAAUAUUAAUUCGUUCAGUUCUAAUGUUUUUUAUUAUAAUAUUAUUAUAGUUCCUGAAUAUGGCCAGUGUGUUUAUGAGGAUAUUCAACUUGAUAUGCAUGAUGUUGCUCAUCGGACAUUGGUCCGGAUGCCUACAAUUCCUAGUCCCUAAUCUACAAGGAUUUCCACCCGAUUCGUGGGUCGCUAUUAACGAGUUACAGGUAAUAUAAAAAUCUUAUAUUAUAACGAAAUGUUAAAUCAAAAACCCGCGUUUGUAACCAUGCACAGUUAUUCGCCAGAUAAACUCAUUCAACAAAUCAAUUUGACCAAAUAAAGUAGUAUGUGUUUUUCAAUUUAAAGUGCCGUUAAUAGGUGGAAAACGCUAUAAGAUAACGCCUCCAAUUUAAAAUUCGAUCUUAAUCUGUUUGAUUGUAAAUACAAGUAUAAAGCUCUAAUACUAACGAUUUAUUAUAGAACUGUAUUGUUGGAAAAUAUUAAUACAAUAUAUAAUACAAAUUUAAUCUUAUUUAAAUUUAUAAAAAGCAAUGUACGUAUAUGGUUUUGGUUUAUAUACUUAAAAAUUCCUUUUUAUUUGAUUACACCUUUUUUAAAUAAAAAAACCUGAUCAUAGCAGACGGUUAAGGUGCAAUUAAAAAAAAAAAUUUAAUAUAAUAAUUAAAAUUUUUUUCAUCUUGUUGGCAUCUUUGUAAUUAUUGCGAUUUUGCAUAGUCAUAUAUUUUAUACUUCAAAAUUAGCUGUGUCAGUUAUAAGCAAUGUCAUAAUAAUAUUAUUUUCAUAAUCAUUGUAUUGUAUUUCCUGUUUAAAAUUUAUUUUAAUGGAUAUUACCGUCAUUCGUACCUUGACUGGUUUGAAUCUACGAUGAGACGAUUGAAAAUUAAUUUUAAUCACUAUGUUUGAAAUGCCACACGGAUAUGCCAAGAAAGCAUAUUAUCUAUAACCAAAUUUUAUAAAAUACGGUUUUAAUAUCACGUAGGGCUCAUUUCCUAAUACUGCCAAAAGUCUUCCUUAAAAAAUGACACGAUAAGCAUAGAAACAUUUUCAAUUUAAAAAAUUAUAAACCAACAUUAGACAAGACACCAGCAGAUAUACAUGUCACAAUUUAUGGACAUUUUUUUGAUGUAUACAUUAUUGGCUGUUUUGAUUUUUAGCUUUCUUUUUUUUUUUAAAAUAUAAAUUGCUUCCUUGUGGUCUUAAACUUACCCAAAAUAAAUUUGAGCCGAAAAAAAUUGACUUUUGAAUCAAGUAAAAUUACACUUGAUUCCAAGUGAACCUUAUGUAUUCUUUUGUAAUCUUUAAGAAAAAACUAUGUAAAACCUCGAACUUUCGAACUUAAUGAGUAAAUAUGAUUUAAUUGAAAAUAUCAUUUCUACUUUUUUAUUUUAUUUAAAUAGAAAAACUUAUUAUGCUAUUAGUAAGUUCUAAAACUUAUUUUUUUGAGCUCAAUUAUUUUUUUUUGGUAAGUUUGAGACCACAAGGAAGCAGCUUCCAGUCUUAAUUCGAAAAAUAAAAGUUAAAAUCAAAACAACCUAGUAUAAAUGUAUAAAACUGUACACAUAUUAUAGUAUCUAAGAAGACAGAACUAUAUAUUUUUACACACAUAUGUCUACUUUUUAAUUUUUUAACACGACAUGUGUGUACCUGUGUAUAGAUGUCCGAAUCCGCGGUAAUAACAGUACUAUUGUCAUUUAAUGCUACCCAACUUGGGCUCUAAUACACGUUAAAAUAAUUGCACAUGGUUUUAAUGACAAUUUAUAUUUUCAAGUUUAAACUGUCUUGAUGUAGUUUAAUUUUCUACACAUUUGUAUGCAUCAAACGAAUGCGUGAAAUAUUGAACCAAAGACGGUUUAUUAUUUAUUAAUCGUUUACAAUUUAGAAUAUAGGAGUAAUGCUGGUUAACUAAUACAUUAUUCCCCAGCUGUAACUUUUCACCUAUUAUAAUAUGCCGGCUUAUAGUUCCUUCAAAAAUGGCUAAAUAAAACGUACCUAUAAAAACCUGAAUGACAAAAUGGCUGGUUCGUGAUUAAAAAGAAGUCGCUAUUGUUAAAAAAAAAAAGUAUAGAAAUCAGUAACAUGACAUUAUUCCAUCUAAAUUAAACAUUUAAUUGAAAAAUAAAAAUAUUUAGAUAUUUUUUUUUAAUUUUUAAAAUUUUUUUUAUCUGUUUACAAUGGAUAAACCCAUAAACCCAUAUCGUAGAAUGCCAUACCUUGUCCCUGGUUUGUAUAGUCGUAUCUAGUAUUAUUAUUACUUUAAGAUUUUGAGUGGAGCGAGGAGGAAUGUAUUGAUUUUACAACAAUAUUUAAUUUAAAUUUAUUUUUCUGUGGAAAACUUUUCUACUAGCUAGUUUGUUUUUAUUUACAAUUAUACUGGGAAGGUAUUUUAAGGAGGUAAUCUUGAUUUUCCUAGGAGUUUUCCCAAUAAAUUGGAAAACCAUGGUAAAAAUGGUAAAAUAUUAAACAAAUAUUAUUAAAGAAAAUAUAUAAUGUAUCUUUUUUUUUUUUUUUUUUAGUUAAUUUUAAGAUGUACUAAAACUGUGCAAAUCGUUGGUUUUAAUAAUUUUGUAUUUGUAUAUUUAACACCGAUAGUGUUGAACUAAAAAAAAAAUACAAAAAUACAAAAAUAUUGAUUUGAAAAAUUAAGUUUUACGUCUGUGCGUACAAAUAUAAUUACGUGUUAUAACCGUGAAUGUACAUAGGUAUACUUAGGUACGGUUUUUAAACUAAACGUGAUGUAAAUAAAGCCAGACCACCAAUGACUAUAUGUAAGCUGUAUAUAUAUAUAUAUAUCAAAAGAAAAGUCGAGUUUUAUAAUAAAAAGAUAUUUCUGUAAUUUAUAUUUUUGUUCAGCUACUACGACACUCUUAGACAUAGUUUAGUAUUUGUUUACUUUUUCAACAGCCUCGCCCAAAGAACGUGGAAUACCAUUAAAAAUAAUGUUUUACUACACAACGUAUGACUUUAUUUACUCCUCGAGUAAAACAGUGAUAUUAUUAUGCAGAUAUUUUCAAACAUAUUAUAGUGACUUGUAAGGUAUACGCGAUGUAUUCGUGUCACUACAUACGAUGUAUAGUAUAAUAUAUUGGUACAUCGGUGCGUGUAGCAUCGUAAAUUUAAACGUUUCCGAAAAUUUAAAACGCUACACAUAAAUAAAAUGCGGCUUUAGCGUGUUGGAUUUACAUAGGAAAUUUAAAGAUUUGGCGGUACCAUAAGAAAACCUCCGUGAUCGAAAUCGACGCAUAGUAUUAAUAAUCGAUCGGAAACGAUAAUGUCGCCAAUAAUUUAAAUUUUAUCUUUAUUCCUGUUCGUAUAUAUAUAUAUAUAUAUAUAUAUAUACACGAGUAGGUACCUACGUACGUAUAUGGAUUACUCUCUGUAAGCCACGAGAUAAAACUCUCUGGAAACUUGUAUAAUAUACCUACUUAUAAUAAUGUAUACGGGCAUAAAAUAUUAUAAACUCGUCAUCUUUUUAAAAUUUCGGCUUUAGAGUUUUAUUUUUUCAAUUGUUGCUAGAUUACAUUUAUUCGAACGAAACCCCGCUAGUGCUGCAGCACGUUGAAUAAUGUUAUUUUCGUUUAUUUUUUAUUAUUAAAAUAUUAUAGGUAUAGGUAUGAAUCGCGCUUGACUGAUUAAAAAAGGUAAAACUGUAAAAUAUAUACACGUUUUGAAUUAAUUAAAAAACUUUUGUACCGACUGUAGAUUAUGUUUAAACUAUAUAUAUAUAUAUAUGUAUAUACACGCGUCGGGGUAUAACAAAAACUCCUCUUAUAGUUUUCAAGGCGCGUAUUAUUUUACUGCACGAUCGUGUUAUUACAAUAUUAUGUUGUACAAAGUGUGAAACCGAAUUCGAUUGUAACUUUUAACGAUGUUUAUGUAUAUGUAUACAGGAUGCCAACUGGGCAGAAAAAUACUCGUGGUCACUGUUCAAAGCAAUGUCGCAUAUGUUGUGCAUCGGAUACGGUCGGUUCCCUCCGCAGUCGUUGACUGACAUGUGGCUGACCAUGUUAUCGAUGAUUAGCGGAGCUACGUGCUACGCUCUGUUCUUGGGACACGCCACAAAUCUGAUACAGAGUUUGGAUUCGUCUCGGCGGCAGUACCGCGAAAAGGUAUUGUCAUAGUGGUAAUAUGGGAGGGGUGGCAAAAGGAAACUGAGGAGGCGAGAGUGUCUUUUUGCCCCUCCUCCGUUGUAAAUCGCGAUAAAAUUUAUUUGAACAUAAUAUAGAAAAUUAAAAAAAAACACGUUUAAUAGUAUUAUUUUUUCAUCCAUGAAAAUAAUAAAUAAUCAGAUCGAUAAUGUCGUCCGAUAAUAUUAUCAUGUAUCUAAGAUUAACCUAACCUAACUUAAAGAUAACUUAAUUCGUGUUUAUGCUGGUUGUGGGCACAUUGCCACGGCAAUAAUGUUUGUUUGUGGCUAUAAUCAAAUCAAUUGAAUUUCAAUAAAUAUUAAUAAUAUAUACCUAUGAUUGUUUAAUAUCACAAUUAUUAAAACGUUUUGAAUUGCAAAAUUAUUAAAACUGUUAAUCAAGUGUCAACAUUAUUUAUUAAUUUAUGAUUGUAUUAUAUGUACGCUUUUUUUUGUUAUUAACUGCCUAUAAGUUUUCACCGUUUAUAUUUUUAUACUUUUUGAUUCGAUAUUUUAAGCUUGAGUACAUUAACUAAUAACUACAAUAUUGAUUUCUAAACUGGGGGUAAUACAUCUGCGUGGGGUAAAGUUCCUUUCUAUUUUGUUUAUACCUAAUAGAUUUUAAGUUUUACCAUAGACUGCCCUCUCAACAAUUUAUCUUAGAUUAUAUCGCUGGGCAUUAUAAUAUUCGGAUAGUACAUAGUUGUUAGAAAAUUAAAUUGGGAAACUAUAAUCACGGCAGCCUUAUGCAGCAACACCAACGUCGAAAAAUGAAAAAUAAUCCGCCACGACCAAACCCACGAAAAUCGGUGUCUUAAAUGAAAACCUUUAGUCGUUGGAAAACCACGCCAAGUUUUUCUUUAUAUAGGAACGGGGAAAUGGAAAAUAUUAUGCCUGGUUGGUUAUAUACUGAAAUGGAAAAAUCGCGUUGCUGAGCGAUGUUGAAAAAUUCGAAAAAUGAAUCAUAAUACGAAGUUAUGGUAUUAUAUUUUGGGAGAGAACGGUUGGAAACGGUGAAAUAUUGCGCGUGGCCAGUGUCUAAUUAACUGAAAUAUUGGCCAAGUGCACAAUACUAGUUGGAACCCGUCUGUAUAUUUAUAUUAGAGACGAACGCGGAAAAUUCGAUGGGAAGGGUUGACGUUUACCACUAAUAUAUAUAAAUCUAAUUUGAGAAUACUCUGUAAAAAAACGUCCUGUUAUGUAUUUUAUAUGUACCUUAUGCUAUUUAUAUAUUUUUUUGUACUACUCAGUUGUUAUACUUCACAGAAAUAUUAAUUCUUCAAUGGGGGAAAAAAAUGGGGGCAUAUAGAAUAAUGUCUCGAGACCCUACACGUGAGCCCAUAUAUUUUAUGGACCACGUGCACAGACUGCACUUACGUUAAUCUGGGCUUGGUCUAACCCCUUAUAACUUUUCUUGACAACUGUAAUUAUCCGAUUUUACUGGCGUACUUACUUUAAUAGCUAUAAUUAUUCGUUCAUCGGGACGCAUUAUGUUAUAUUAUUAUUUAUUAUACUAUCGGUUUACGGGGGUUUUUUUUUUAUUAGGUUAAACAAGUGGAAGAAUAUAUGUCCUACAGACGACUGCCGUUGGACAUGCGCAAAAGAAUAACCGAAUAUUUCGAACACAGGUAUCAGGGAAAGUUUUUCGACGAAAAAUGGAUAUUGGACGAAAUGUCCGACAAGCUGCGUGAGGUGAGUGUUUCCGUAUUUCACUGAUAAGUCAUGCACCUAAUACUUGAGACGUAAAUCAAAUGGAUUUUGAAUUUAGGACGUUCGAAAUUACACGUGCCGUAAAUUAGUGACGAAUUUGCCGCUUUUGCGAAACGCCGACAGCAAUUUGCUCACCGAAUUGAUCGACUGCUUAGAGUUUGAGAUGUUUCAACCAGGUAAUUUUUUAUGUUUUUUAUUGUUGUUAUUUUAUCUCUUACAAUUAUUUUCAAUAAUAUAAUUGGAAAUAUUUGUUAGUUUUUUUUUUUUUUUUUGAUUACGGUGCGUUUUAACGAGAAACGAACAUUGACGGUCGAGAACGGGGAUGAAGGACGCGAAGAAAAAAACAGCGUAAUACUAUAUAGAUGAUGCAAUGGUAUAUGCAAGAUUUAACGAUUUUCAAAUAAGAAAUUCUGCUCGGGACCGACUGAUAGAUAGACCGGCUAACCGCUUGUGGGGUAGAUGCGGGUAGGGGUAAAUAAAAAAAAAAAAAAAAAUAAAAUAAAUAACGUACAAACAUACGAGGAAAAAAUACGUAACUAUCUGUGCGAAAGGAAUGCAAAAUAAUUCUGUUUGGAAACAGUACGCGCUUGUCACAAGAAUUGAGAUCUAAGGCACAUAUAUAGUGGUUUUGUGAACGUGAUGCGGGGUCGCUGUUGGGUAUACUGCUGCUGCUGUAGGGGUAGUCCGAUUGCGGUUGAACGAUCGUGCAAUUUAAAGAUCUAUGUCUGUUAAACGGCAACAUUCGUUACGCCCUGACGUAAAUACUGUAAACGGUUUUUUUGUUUUCUUUAUUUGUUUUUCUUUAUUUAAACCAUACGGCCGACGAAAAUCCCGCCGAUUAAUGGAUAUAUAAUAAUGAUUGCAAUGUUGAUGUUGCUAUGAGGGAUUGGGUAGUUUUAUAAUAUUAUCAAAAAAAAAUUAGAAAAUGUAACGUUGAUAUUUCUCAUUAUUAUCAUUAAUAAUCCUAAGAGAUUAUAGUUUAUUGUAAUAUUUUAUACUUCUUGUUGUAGUUAAAUUCUUUUUUUCCUAUAAUGCGUUCUCAUGAUUUGGAUUACAUAAUAAUAUACCCGGCUCUAGUUUUUUUCUGCUAAAAUCUUAUUGUUUUUUGUAAGGUUUUACUAUUACUAACAUUAUGUCAUUAUCUCUUCUGGAUUGAAUAAAUUUCCAUAAUUUACGUUUUUCCUUUAUUCUGCAGUUUAAAACAUCUCCGUCCAUGACAUUUGUAAAAUUUGUUUGAAACACUAAAUCUCAAUUGUCACUAGUUUAAUUGUUUAAUUAUAAUCUAAAAUUGUCCAGGUUUUGCAGUCAAACAAUUCCAUAUUCACUGCCUUUAAAAAUGUCUUCCUUACAAGCAGCCCGAAACUAUAACUAAUAAAGAUUAGAUGGAUUUUAUUUUGCAAGGUCCUUUUUUUUGCGAUCGUCCUCUGUUAUACAGGAUAACCAAUAUACUAUUAGACUCUCAUUAUCUCGGAAAGUAUUCACUUUUUUUGGCAAUUUAAAAAACAAGCAACUCUAAAAUGUAACAUAACUAUUAAUUUUGUCACUUUUUUUGAGUGGGGUGGGAAAGGGCGUGAGACGACUACUUAUUUUUGAUUUUCAAAUGGCAAACUAUAUUCAAAAAUCUAUAAAUAGAUGUGAUAUUAGUUAAAAUACAUUUUAGUGUUGAAAUUUUUGAUUUCUGUCUAGCCGUUGCCGAGAUAUUUCACUUUUGAUUUUAGGUUGGGGAAGAGUAGUGGAGUAUAAUUUUGUGUGACUAGUUUCUAAAUGGAUGUUUGAAACAUUGCACUUGUUCUAUCUGCUUGUUACUCAAACUAAUGCGAAUAUCCUCAGUAAUGCGUAAAUAAAAACACGUGUAAUCCUAGAAAAUAUCCAUUUAGAAAACACUAAACACCGCCAAAACAAUUAAUGUUGAGUUUGAUAAGAUUAGGCAGUGAUUAAAAUUGUUAUUACAUUACGCGUUAUUCGUGUACCUAAUUAUAAUAUUUAAAAUCACACUGUAACAUCAUUUUACUGUGGCCAUUGUAAUUCGAUACAAAAUAUAAUACCGUAAUAUUGAAACAAAAUAGGGAAUAAUUUUCUUUCGAUUUUAUCCGAAAUCGAAAACGUUUCGAUAAAAUAAUGUUAUUAUUAUUAAUUGACACUUUUGAUCGUCUAGUUGAGCACUCAAGCUCAUAAUAAAAUAAUAAUAUACAAUACGUAUUUUUGUACAGUAUUCGCAAAUAUUGUUACGUAAAUUGAAUAGACAUAAAUCAUUAUUAUGUUACACAAUGCUUUACGUAUGUAAAAAAUAUACGGAAUUCGAGGGAAAUACGUAAUAUAGUGAUUUAAUAUUUAAUAAUGAUUGAACACGGCGGAAUAAUAUUAUCCAUCGAUAAUUACUAUUUGCCGUUCAACAUAGCUGAUUCAAGUAAACAAUUUAAACUAAUAUGUAUUUUGUAUAUUAUCGCAUACAGAAUAAAAUAUAAUGUAUACGGACAAUUUGGGAUAUCUGCUUUGUUACUUCAGAGACUAUUGUUGACUCGUAUACAGAGUUUCCAGAUUAUAAUAAUAGUGUGUAUUAUUUGACAUUUAGCCAUGCAACAGUAUUAUGACGUUUUACGUAUUGUACCGAAUACUAAUUAUCGUUACAUGUAUAAUAAACGUUUAAUAAAAUAAUAAAGUAAAACAAAAAUAUUAAAAUGAUUAAUGUUCGUAAAUAAACAAAGUCAAGAAAUAUGUAAAUAAAAAAAAUGUAUAUAUAAAAAUAAAAAAUAAAUGAAUGAAUGAAUGCGUUGCCAAGAGUAUUAUGGUAAGUGUAUUAUACGACCGGUUUCGAAUUAAAAAUUCAUCAUCAGGUAUAUCACAGUCGAAAUGUAAAACGUAACUGAAUGUAAAAAAUUAAAUGAAGGGAUACAUAAGGAAAAAGAUUACACAAAUUGGUCGUUUUACAUAGAAAUAAUUUAUUUUAAUAGGAGAGACUAUUUAAAAUGGGUUGUUAUUAAACAUUGAUAUGUUACGAAAUAUAAAUUAUUAUCUCAUUAUUUAUUAUCCAAAAUGUAUUGAUAUAAGACGUUUUUUUAAAAAUCGGUAUGUACAUUUAAAACAUUAUUAAAAUUAUUUUUCUUUAUUUCAUUGUAUAUAUGUAAUUCUUCUAAAACUGAAUUAAUGUUAAUGUUAUUUUGUGUAUUCAAUAUCUCUAAGUCUUUAUUAGUAUCAAAACUUAUAUUAUAGUUAUUUUCUAAAACAUGUUAAACGAAAUUUGAAUUAAGGGCAGUCUUUUUUAAUUUUAUUUCAGAAAUGUGUUCUUUGUAUCUUAUUUUAAAAUUUCCAUUCGUCUUACCUGUAUACAAUUUGUUACAGUUACAUUUAAAUUUUUACACACCAGCAUUUUCAAAAUAAGGGAGAUUUUUUGAGAAGUUUUUAGUUUUAUUGUUUAUAUGUUUGAUUAAAUUAUUAUUAGUCUUAAAAGCGAUUUUUACAUUAUUUGUAUUAUUGUUCAGAAUUUUAGCGAAUUUGUUAGACAUAUUAUUUUGAUAUUUUAUACUACAAUAAUUAACAAUGAUUUUUAUUAUUAUACAUGAAUUGUUUAUUUACAUAUUUAUUUAUUAUAUUCAUCAAUAUUUUCUCAACAAAUUACGCAGUUUUUCAUAAAAAAAAAAAAAAAAAAAAAAAAGUAAUAAAUUUCGUCUCAAUAAUAUUAUUAGUAAGUAUGAAAAUAUAGUGUAUUAUAGCGUAAUUAUAAUUUGUCAUUGAUUAGAUUUAAGCCUAAACCACGCUAUGUCUGAGUAUGCAAAUUAUUAGUAGGUUUCUUACUAUAUGCUACCUAAUAUUGAACAUUAAUGGCUCAUUAAUGUUUAGAACUUUAAGAGUAUUAAAAUGGAAUGUUGUGUUUAAAAACGUUAUUAUCGAGUUUUAUCUGGAUUAUAAUUCCUUUAAAAAAAAAUAUAUAUAUAUAUAUACAUGAAUAAGGUAAUAUAAUAAAUCUAAAAAUGUAACCUAUAAUACUCGACACUUCAUGUCGCACGGACGAAAAUAAUUACAUUUUAUCCAUUCAAUGAUAUAUGUACAACAUAUAUAUAUAUAUUAUUUUUAAAACAUUCACUGAUUUAUAUACUUACCUUAUGUAUAAUAUAUUAUUUUAGUUUUCGUUCUACCGUGAAAUUUAUGUUUCUUAAUCAAUAUUGUUCCGUAUAGAUUUCCGGGGAUAUAUUCUAUCAUUCGAUAAAAAAUGUGUGAAGUUGUUCGAUUUAGAAAAAAAAAAAAAAUAGGUAUUCCGCGAUAUAUAUCACGAGGACAAGCUUAAAAAUAAAGCCACCUUGGGAUUCGAUUCCUUUUCUUCUUUAAACGAUAACGUUUAUCGUUCAGGCCAUCAAUAUUCUUCUUUGACAAGUAUAAAAGACUACAUUUUUUAUGCCUUGUAAACAAAAAGUCUAUUUUGGAUUUUUAAAUGAAUGGUUUUUGUGAAAAACGUUGGUGGUAUUUUUAUAUUAUUAUUGUUAAGCGUGUACAUUAUACAAUUCUUAAACUUUUUAAAUUAAAAAAAAAUAUAUUUAUUAAAGUGUAGACGUUAUUUUAAAAACGAAAAUAUAUUAUAACAGGAUUAAUAAUAAGCACAUUGGCUAGGGUUGAAAUAUAGACGAGUAUUUAAUUCAUUACCAAUAAUAUACGCCCGAGUGUUUUGUUUUUUUUUUUUUUUUUGUAUCACAAAAAUAUUGUUAACAAACUCGGAAUAUAAUAAAAUACCUACUUAAUAAGCACUUAUAUUCGAGAAUGUUUUUUUUUGUUUAUUACCACAAUUGCAUUUAGGUACUGUUACUACGUAAUGUUAUAGCGUUCGGACGACAAAUGAGAUUCGAUAUUAUUCGAGUAUUUUCGACGAUUCCGGUUUUGAUAAUAUGAUUUUUAACACGACAAGUCGAUAAACUGUAUACGAUUGAAAACAAUAUAGCAAUUGCUUCAAUUCCGGCCGGUUCGGCGCCAACGUCAGACAGUACAGUGUUUCUGCGCCGAACAAAAUGACCGAACGCGAUUGUAGUGUUUAUUGGGACAAAAACGGAUUUCCGAACGGUCCGGGUUACCGUAUGGUGGUCGAAUACUGUCCGCGUGUUCCGCGUCUCUCUAAACGAACGUCCCGGGCCUUCGGCCGGCAAUGACGAUGGGGUGUAAUAACGACGCGCAGUGUAAACGGCGACGAUGACGAUAUGACGUAUCGAACGCAGUAAAUCACGCGGGUCCGACGGCAUUGUAACGAGUAUGGAUGGUUUUGAGAACGGUUGUCCGAAAAGGACGCGCGCGCGUUUGCCCGAAAACGUACACGACCGAGACGAGAACCCCCCCCCCCCUGGAACAACGAACCCGUUUGACAUUUAAACAGGCGAAUUCUCCCGGGGAAAAACCCACGUACCCAGCCUAAUCUCACGUAAUAUAUAUACACGGCGUGAUGCGACCGUUCGCCGUUCGCCGUGACGGCGGUCAGCUGCGUUCGGCUGUAUAUUUUCAUUGCUCGUGUAAUAUAUCGACGUCCCGCGUCCCCCGUACGCCGUCACCGUGUUUGCCCGUCGGCCCGAGUCGACGGGGACGCCGCCGACCCAAGACCGAAAUGCACGUCAAAGUCGCGUUCUCCCGACUUCAAACGAAAGUCCGUACGUGCUUCGAGAGUUGAACAGCGGCAAUAAUACCCGUGUAUGGGUGCGUAUACAUUGUACCGAUGAGGAGGGCGAGCCGAUUACAGUGUAAAUUCGUGUGUGUGUGUGUGUGUGUGUGUGGCUGAAAUGUCGCCAACGUAUAUGUAUGUAUAUAUUUGCAAAUUUAUUAAUUAACAACCGUUAUAAAUUUAAAAAAAAAACCCCUAUACAUUUUGGCGUUAAAUUUUUCCGGAAUUUGUUUUCUAGAAUAUUUAAGAAACAAGCUGCUCUACGAUCGAUGUUCCUUUUUUUUUGGUGACCCUUAUUUUUUGGGGGGGGGGUAAAAGCAGUACUUAUUUUCGAUUUUCAAACGGCAACCUAUAUUAAAAAGUCCAUAAACAGAUGGACGAUAUUAGUUAAAAUACGAAUUAAAGUGUUGAUACUUUUGAUUUCCGUCGAUCCGUUGACGAGAUAUUCCACUUUUAAGUUUGGGUCUGAGGAGAGCACUGGAUUAUCAUUUGUGUCGGCGUGUUGAUAAUGGAUGCCGUUUAUUAGUUUGUACAUAAUACGGUAAUUAUUUACAUUGUGUCCAAUGAUAGCCCGUUUUAUUCGGUAAACAAUUCUGAGCCGUGUCGGUUGAACUUAUUUUGUUUAAAUUUAAAAUACUGUUAUUAUCGUUUGUAACCAAAAAGUGAUAUUUUCCACCGAGUUAGCGAAUCACGACAAAAGAACGAAAUCGAAUAAAAAGCCGUUAUUGCGUUAAUAAAUAUUUCUGUUCUCAACGUCUCCUUUCUCCCCACCUCGGGUUUUCCUAUAUAUUAUUAAAAAAAAAAAAUACUAAGAAAAUCUAAUAACGACCUGAAUGUACCAACUAAACAAAAUUUCCUACCAUAAGUAUUUUGUAACCACAAACCAUCGCAGAUGGUACCAAAUGAUCGGAAUUAUAAGAUUUCUAGUAGAAAAGUUUUUCAGUGUCCUCAGAAGAAAAAAAACAACCUAUUAUUAUUAUCUUUGCUCAAAAUCUAUAAAAUAAAUGUAAAAGUUUUAUUUGAAAAAAAAAAAAAUCAAGUUACGAAUGCCCAUUCUGUGAGGUGUAAAAUUUCCGGUUUCUAAACGUAUUUUAAAUUAGUGUUUCCUCAAUCUUAGGUUCGCAUUUCAAGUUCGAGUCGCAGAUAAUUUUGAAUGGGUCACCAAAAAAUUAAAACAUUUUUAUGACAUUUACAUUUAGUUGUGUUCGUGUAUAUGUAUUACUUUAAAAAUAAAUGGCAGGUAAUAGUAUCAUUUAAUUAUGGUAAUUUAAUAAUUAAGUGGAUUUGUUAUGGUGGGUAUCCAUUUAGAAUUAUUUUCCAAAAGGUUGCGUGAAAAAUUAGGAAAAUAUACCCCCCGUACAAAUUAAUUAUUUCAAAUUGCAAACGGUUGAUAGACCGGCCAUUUUUAAAAUUCUUUAAGUAAUUAUAUUUCAGUACCUAUUUUUUUUUUUUUUUUUUUAAUAUUAACAAAAAUGUCCUAUUUAACAUUGUAUGGAUAAAAAAAAAUUGUUUUUAUGGGUAAUUUCAGGUUGAUGAUUUAUAUUAAUGAUAAAUUAUUAUCAAUUAUACGUCAAUAAUAUUUUGUACACAUCUUAUACGGUUCGCGGCUAAUAACUUAGUCAAUAUUGAUUUUCUCCUUACCAGUUACAAUAGUUUAUUUGUUCCUUAUUACAUUCUGAUGACAUUUUUUGGUUGGCAAUUUUUUUGUUUGUUUUUUUUUUUUUUCAGUGCACUCUAUAAGGUAUACACACACACACACACACACACACACCUUUUAUACAUAUGCGUCUUAUCGUCCAUACGGAGAUAUACCUUAAUACAUAAUUAAUUACAAUCAUAACGUACAUUUUCCAAUCUGCGUUCCAUUUGGAAUUAUUAUUAUUAUUGUUAUUGUUAUUGAUUAUUGUUUCGUACAUCGUUUAUCGUUUACCGUAUAUUUUCAAAGUUGUUAAUUGAACCGUUGCGCGUACGGGGUAUAAUUAAAAUGCAAAACUACGUAAAUAGGUAAAUGUAUAGUCUGUAUAUAUUACGUAUAAUGUUAAAAAUAAUACGUAUACAAUAAUCGGUUCUAAUUCCGCAAUACGUUGCAUACGUCCUAUUCGAUGUUCGUAAUUAAUCGAAGCGUUAUGUUUGAAAACGGCGUACACAAUCGGCACGUACCUAUAACGUCGCAAACACGCAAAAUAUUAUGUUAGAUAUUAUUAUAUAAUUUUCAGGGGUUAAUUGUUGUAUUAUAUUUACGAAAUAAAAUAACGAAACUGGCCAAACUAAUGAACAAUAAUCUUAACUCGCGAUUAAGUUAAUUGAAAGCUCGUUGUCGGUAUUUAUUGACUAAGUUAUGUUAGUCAAAACGUUACGUCGAAGACGAUUCAUUGACUUGUUAACGCGAGUAAAAUUGAUCGGCGGAUUCCGAAUGCAGUGAGAUUUCACUACCAUGUGUGCUUUUAUGUUUUAAAUUUAAUUUUUCUGCCUUUUAACCACUUUUCUGCCGGUAAUCUUGAUCCAAUGGAAAAUUGGCCGAAGAAUUUUUUUUUUUUUAUAGAAUUUUGGAUCUAGUUGAUGGACUUAUUUUAAAGGUCUUUUCUUUCUAAGCAGUUUUCAUACUGCAUACUUGUAUAAUUGCAUUUGCCGCGAUAAAAAUUUCGAUUUUACUUUUCUUCCAUAAAUCUUGUACCGAAAUUAACGUGUAGAAUUUUUUCUGAAAACAAAUUGUUUCCAUUUGUUCCGAGAAUUUCAAAUUAUAUACAUAUAUGUAUAUUAAACCUCCUUAAAAUUAUCUAAACGUGGUAUGAUGCAAAAUUAACUCUUUAUUACCUAAUUAUAAAAUUAAAGUAAAAUCAAUAAGUGUUAAUAAAAAUAAAAAAUAAAAAGUCCAACCUUGUAAAAUAACUCGGUGUAUGGUUCAUAAAAAAUUAAAUAGUUAGUAUUAUAUUAUUUUACAUCUCAAUACAUAUUAUUAAGUAUAACUUUGCAACCGUACUUUGUAUGUAACUUAAUAGAAAUUCCAAUUUAAUACUAAAACCGAAGGUUAUAAAUUAUAGUUCGUGUAUGUAUAGAAAUAAUAUUUUUAUAUACACUUUUUAUCAAAUAAGUAUUAUGCUUAGUCGUUUAGUUCAAUAAAUUAUAAUACGUAGUUAUGGCCGGGACAUUUUUGAGCCCAUUUUAAUAAUGUUCAUAAAUAUUAAACGCAGAGCCUAUAAUACAAUAAACAUUGAUUCGGUGGCAUGGAAAUAUAUUAUAAGUUGAAGGUAUACCUAUACUUAUCAAUGCUAUAUAGAACAAUCGGAAUUGAACUGCGAGGAGGGAGGCACCAGAGACAAAAAUCAAUAACUCAUUAAACAAAACACUAUACUCGUAAAUAAUGGCCAAAAUGUCAAAAAUGUCCGGAGGAAAAAAUAGCCGAAAAAAUAAGAUCCGGACGAACAUAUGUCCGGGGAUAUUAUAUCCGGAGGCUACUCGAAAAAAUACACAUAGUAAAACUAUAGAAUAAAAACAAUACAUAUAAAAAAUCUAAAGAAAAAUUAAGGAAAUAAAAAAAAAAAUUUUAAUAUUUUAGAUUCUGAGUUGAGCAAAGAAGUUUAUUAUUUUUUUUUUUUUGUAGACAACUAUUCUACUAGCAAUUUUGCUUCAACUUUUAAUGGUGGCAUUUUUUCUAAAAGGAAAUUUCUCUGGAGAAGUUCUUUAAAAAAGGUCGGUUUUCGAUUUCCUGCGGAGUUUUCUCAGCAAAUAUGAAAAACUGAGAAAAACCGAAAAAAAGUAGAGAAACUGGAGAAAUUGGUACUUACAUUAAACAAAUAAUAUUAAAGAAGAUAUAUAGAGCCUAUUUAAUUAUUUUUCUUUAAUAUAGUAUAUAUGUUGUUGGCAAAGCAUCACUAUCAACUGAACUCCGCUCAGAAUCGUUUUUUCGUAAGCAAUGGUUUUUAUCGUUGUUUACAGGCAUACAUUAAAUUACCUAUAACAGUGGCUGCUCCCGUUCCAUUAUCCCAGGUCGUCUUUUUUUUAUUGUACUUUUUAUUAACAUUGAUUGCACUUAAGUUGACAUUGCUGAGUUGGCGUGUUUUCGUAAGUCCAUGUAAAUUUUUGGAGUGUCUAUUCUUAUAUUUUUUUUUAUUCUACGAUUAAAUUGAUAUCCACGGUGACAUGGUUAUAUUUUUUGUACAUACAUGUAUAGGUACACUCCAUGUAUAUUGGUUCAAAUAGAACAUAAAUAAAAGGAAAAUUCAUCAUAAAUUAAAUCUUCAUACAGUAGCUAAUUGGUAAUAUAUUAAGAAGGUGUCCUUAAUAGAAAAUAUAUAAUGCCUAUUUGAUUUUACCAUAAUACAAUGUAUACAAUAUACAUGUAUUUCUUAAAUUACAAUUAGGUAUGUAACAUUGUUCUUGGGUUAUUAUUCCCAUAAAGAAUCAUUGACCGAUCAUUUGUAUUUGUGUUGACCCAAGCCAACUUUAUUAUUAUCAUUAUUUUUUUUUUUUUUUGAUAAGUGAAAAUUUGUACGUUAAAACGUUCAAAUUUUAACAAGAAUCGUUUAAAUUAUAGCAUUUGGAAACGUGUUUAACGGAACUUAGCUAAGAAUCGUUUUUCGUAAAAAAAUGAUUAAUAGGUUCGGUAUAGUAUAUAAUAUACAGUAAAUUGUUCUAUGUAUUCUAAAGGUAUGAAUGCAUUGUAUUGGACCAACUUCCUGCUUACAAUAGCUGGUUAUAGUUUACAGCCUACCUCUUCAUUUUUUUUUUCACUUUCAAACGUUUGGGCAUGAACAAACAAAGACAUAAUAUUAUAAUAUUUAGUGUCGUUACACGUUAUUGCACGGCCAGCAAUAAAAUAAUAAUAACGAACGUCAUUACGGUAUCGAUCGGGGUGAGUUUGUUGCAAAAAAAAAAAAAAAGUUUAUAAUUAUUAUUGUUAUUAUUGUAUUACCGUCGGGUCGUAAAAGGGGCCCGAGCGAUUAUUCGUGGUGUGUUUAUAUACAUAUUUCGCAAUCUCGAGCGAAAGUUUUUGAAGUCGAUAACGUAAAAUUUACGAGAAUUGCACGCGGGCGGGCAAAUGGUACCCAGGGGUAGAAGGAGAACGAGCAGAAGGAGGACGUUUGGUUUGUGAACGUGAAAUCGCACACGUCUUGUCGGGCUUACCUUGUAAAACGCGUACAAUAUUAUAAUUUACAUCCAACGGUAUUUCAUUAAAUAUUUAUGUGUAUUUAUACAAUAUCUAAUAAUAUGAGCACCGCCAUGCUCCCCUCCUCCAUGAAACGCGUUGUCGAUUGAGUGUUUAUAACUAAAACUAUAUAAUGAUUAAUUUUGAAAAUAUUCCGAUAACGCUCGAUAUUUAAAACCGAUAAUGAUGACAAUAUUAGGCGAAAUGUUGAGAAAAAAUUGAAAAAUUACGAGGUAGUAUAACUAUUAUUGCGUAUAAAGUCGUAUAGGCGAAAAAGGAAUCAAUUUAACUUAUAUAAAUAACGGAGAAAAUUUGGCUCCGGGGGCGGGAAACCUCGGUCCCGUUUACCUCGGACGACCAUAGUUAAUCCCUGAAAUGAAGUUUUAGAUUCUGAGUGGAGCGAAGAAGCUUUUGGUUUUACAAAGAUAUUUUUAAUUUUUUUUUUUUUUUUUUGUUCUAUGGACAACCUUUCUACCAGAGAUCUUGCUCCGAUUUUUAUGUGUAGUAUCUUUUAUGAAUGGAAAUCCGAAUGGGAGGUACUAUAAAGAGGUCGUUUUUAAAAUUUUUUCAAAAGUUUUCUCAUUAAAUGCGAAAAACCGAGAAAAAAAUGAGAAAAUUAUGAAAAACCGGGAAAAUCGGUACAUUAUUGAACAAAUAUUAUUAAAGAAAAUAUAUAAAGCCUAUUUGAUUAUUUUACUAUAAAAUGGCAUACAUAUUGUUGACAAAGCAUCACUAUCAACUGAACUCCGCUCAGAAACGUUUUUUCGUAAGCAAUUGUUUAUCGUAGCUUACAGGUAUACAUUAAAUUACUUAUAACAGUGGCUGCAUACGUUCCCUUUAUUCUAGGACGUCUUUAAAAGAAAAAAAUUAUCUAAAUGAUAAUGAUUUUAACGGGACUAAAAUUCAUCCAAUUUCAAAUAAUAUAGAUUCUAUCGUAUACGGAUACGGAUUACCUAUAUAGAAUAUACGUAGGUUCGGGUAGAAGAAAAAUACAUUCGCUAUCUAGAUAAAUUAUAUUUUUUACUAAGGAAGUAGGGAAAAAUAAUAUUGCAAUAUUAAUUUGUCUAAAAACGUAUGGAGAACGUUUAGGUUUCCAUGUCUCAGCUCUAAUACCAUUAGUGUACAAAUUUCAAUAAGUAACCAACAAUAAUAAACAAUAUUGUAAAUUAAGAGUAAACUUUUUAAAAUUAAUAUAAACCAUAUUUACCCACCUACAUAACAAUAAAAACUAAAUGCAGUAUUUACCUUCCACAAGUGAAUAAUAGUUAAAUAAAUAAAUAAAUACUUACAUUUUUAUUUCGAAAUUAAAUGAAAUAUCAAAUUUCCUGCAUUCAAAUGCCUAAAAAAUUCCGUAUAAUUAAAUGGGAUGAAACGUGGAAUAAAACGAUUCGAAAUAUGUUCCAUUAGUUACCUAUCCAAUAUAUCACUAUGCGUGCGUUACUAAAAUUGUAAAUGAAAAUACAGUAUACGACGUUUGAGGCAGGGCGGGUGGCACUUCAAGGGUCCGCAGACCGUAAAUUAUUCUAGCACCCUGUUAUUUCAACAUACGAAUAGUAUAUUAUAAUUAAACUUAUGUGGGCAUUAAUUUGGUGUGUGACCUAAACAUUUUCGUCGCAGUGUGUGACCCACAAUAUGUAAUCUCUCGUUCGAUUAGAUUGAGGUAUUUAAUAUAAAGUUGAGUAUAUGACAAAUCUUAAAAAAAAAAAUGGGGUUAUGUGAGACGGUUCCCUAUACUGAGACUGGUUCAAGAGAGGGAAGAGGCUAGGGUGCUAUGGUCCCGAGGCACAAGUUGAAGGGAGCCUCACGAUUCAUUUUUGCUUAUUGGUAUUUAUACCAAUGUUGAAGGAUCAUAGCCCUGGGGUCCCUGGACCCCCACAACCCUAAAUCCGGUCCUGUUUGUUACUUAUAUACUGGCUUCUUUGGCACAUCUUAAGGAAGGGGAAAUAGCCGCUAACCUAUCCUGAAUUAUAAAUCAGAUGCUGCUGUAAGGAGGAUAGUGUUCUAAAUGUAAACUUAAACUUCUCUACGUGACAUCAGGCCUUUGCCGACCGCUGUAACCACACGAGGUGAUGUUAUAUCGGAUAUUUAAUUAAAAAUAAAAAAAAAAAUCGUCAUUUGUUGAAAACUAGGCCAGAAAUGUAACCGGGAAAAAUAACAAAAAAAAAAAAUUAAACCUACAAAAAAAUAUCACACAACAUAACAAUAUUUAACCUCGAAGUGGUAUAACUUUGAAAGUCCGGUCAAAAAAUAUUGAUUAUACUAAUAAACUUAGCGUCCAAAAAUACACGAAUAGAAAAAAAAAAACAGAAAAUCUAAUUUGGUGAAAAACUAGUAUCCCUUUGAAAUAACGUGGCAAAUAAUGUCACGGUAAAAAACGUCGCGUGAGCAAAAAUGUCUCGAUUACAAUUUGUUUUUCUGUGAACAAAUUUUAUACCAGAAAUUUUUCGCUCCAAUUGUCAAGUUUAGCACUUUUUCUGGUGAAAAUUUGACUGAUUGAAAUUGUACACUUGUAAAUUGUAAUGAGUUUAUUUUUUUUAUUAUCUCUGGGGUUUUCAUAAUAAUUUUAAAAUGGGAAAAACGAGAAAAUGUACGAAAUGUAUUAUUUUCUAAUCGUACAUAUUACGGUUUUUCAUUACACGUACAAUUGAACUCUGCUCAGAAUCGUUUUUCGAUAACAAUGAUUAACCGUUGCGUAAAGAUGUACAUUAAAUGUCUCCUCUACCUUCCCAACUUCUGACCUACAACAGUGGCCCACCGAUCGUACGAAAUAUAUCCUCUUUAUUAUUAUUUUUUUUUUUGAAUUUGAUUUCUAUUGAUGUUUUUGUUUUACUUAUUUCGGUAGCCUUGACGUUGUUUUUGUCGGGUUAUCCGAUUUUAAUACAAACGAGUGAACGCGCAUAAUGUAUAGGGUACACAUUUUGAAGUCGUUAUUCAAUUUUACUGUGUGCAAUAGUGUAAUAUUGUGGCAUUAGUGGGAUAUCCGUGCGUAUUCGUGUUUAUAAUGAAUAAUAAUAAUAAUUUAUUUGCAAAUUUUUAUUUGGCGACAUUUUUGUAAUAGCAUUAUUUUUCGGUACAUGACAUUUUGACCACAACGCGACAUUUUGACACGGAUUUCGUAAAGCUAUGUUUAUUUUUUAUUUUUGUUUUUUUCGUCGCGCCGUGACAAAUGACUCGGUAGGUCAUCGUCGGUCUGUAGGUAGCACACUGCAUUAUAAACGAAUGCCAUUAUGUAUUAUUGUAUCCGGCGUAAUAAUAUUACGUGUAAUGAUUUUGUGCUAGUUAUUUUUUUAAACGUUUGAUGGUUUUUUUUUUCUCUGUCCCGCCAUAGGUGACAUGGUGAUACGCGAAGGGACGGCCGCCACGAAGAUGUAUUUCUUGCACGAAGGCGCGGUCGAAGUGCUGGUGUCCGACGCCCAGGAGGUGGUGGCCACGCUGAGCGACGGCAAUUACUUCGGCGAGACGUGCCUGUGGGCGUUGGGCGCCCGGCGUUCCGUCAGCGUGCGGGCCGAGACCUACUGCAACCUGUUCUCGUUGACCGCGACCGCGUUCCACCGCGUCGUCGAUCGGUAUCCCAAGUUCAAGGACCACGUGACCGCCGUGCUGGUGGACCGGGCCAACCGCGUGGCCGCGGUCGGCCAACGUCCGCCCGUAGACACCAAACUGUAGACGAAUACAAUCAAAAUAAUAAUAUUAUUCCACCCUCUGCCCCUGUCCCAACUGUCCGACCCGCUCCCUACCCCUGUACAUUGUUUCCUCUGUUCCGACGAUAGUGUUAUUAUUCUUCCUCUCUUUGACUAUAUUAUAUUGUUAUUUUAUGCAUUCAGAUCUGACCGCCGACGACGAUUCUAUAAAUAUAUAAGUAGGUAUAAUAUUAUAAUUAUAUAUCGUAUUGCCAUAAAAUAUUAAUACUAUACCUUAUGAUAAAUUAUACUGUUCAUG